This is a messenger RNA of Xyrichtys novacula (pearly razorfish), 47881 nucleotides long. NCBI's taxonomy places the organism in Eukaryota, Metazoa, Chordata, Actinopteri, Labriformes, Labridae. The record is from the annotation of a GenBank genome assembly.
GGACUACACUGAUGGAGACCGGUGGUGGGAGUGUCCGCGUGGGGAACAGAGCUUCCUCGCUCUUUACGCGCGCGCGCAGUCUCGAGCGGUGCUGAAAUGUUUUCAUUCUGAACUUAAAGGGUCGACAGAGCAGCACGCGGACGAGCGAGACGCAGGAGAGGCAGGAACCGUUUCACGUCCUCUGUUUUCCCGUCCUCGUUGUUGUUAUUUUCUUCUCCCGGUGUAAUGUCAGCGUGUCGGGCUGUGUCGGUGCUCCUGUGCGCCGGGUUGUUUGCGGUGACCGGUGCCCGCAGGAGUUCACCGGAGCAGGAGGAUGUUCAAGAGAAAAUCAACAGCGCGAGAUGCACGUCCAGGUGCCUCACUCUGCACAUGACCCAGCUAACCGCCGCCUUCAGACACUUACAGGUACCUACAUCUACUCUGUUCCCUUUUUGAGGAGUUUUUACUGUCACCCAGGUCACCCAGUGAGCACUUUUAAAGCCAUUAACUCUCAUGAGUGAGCAUGCUUAAAGUAGCUGCUUCUUAAAACCCAGUCUUAUCACAUUAACUCAUGAGCUAGCCUUCAUUCAUAGGCCACAAAAGGCCAUGUAAGAGUUUUAUCUUUCAUUAUUCAGUUUAUAAGCUUGAAUUCAGUUAUUGGCAUCAUACUGUAUCUCACACUUUUAUGAGUCUUCACUCAUGUUAAGAGGGAUAAUUGUGUCAGUGAUACCACACACUGCAUUGUUGUAUGGAAGCCUAAUGGGGACAUACUUCAACGCAUUUUAAUGAGUCCAUUUUCCUGUGAUAACCAUCGCUUAAAUUGGCAAAAACAAAAGCAAGUACUCCCUUUUUUUCACCUAUUGGCAUGUGAGUCUGAGUUAGAAAUUUGUCUAGAAGUAUUUCCAAAUUUCUAAAUCUUUUUGCACCCUUAAGGGGCCAGGCCAACAUUGCUGUUGUCCUCUUUUUAUUCCUCAUUUAACUGGCAAAUUCUCAUAAAUUUGGUGUUGUUUUCUGGCAAAAACGCAUGUGAGCUUCAUAUCAUUGAUCAUUAUGUCAUGUGCCAUAAGGUCAUGUCUUUCAUUAGCUAUCACCAAGAGAAACCUCAAAGAUUUAAAGCUGGUAAGAAGUCCUGGUUUGAAGAAAAAGUCCUGGCAUGCUGGUUUAGAAGAGGUGGCACUGUUACAGAGUGAACCAGCCCACUAAGACUGUUGACUGUUGUUUGUGGCCUCGUACAACUGCUUCCUUUGCCAGGUCUUAGUUGCAAAAGCGGGACUCUCUAGUUGAAUAAAUGUGAAAUGAAUGAAUAGAUAAUCAAAAUGCUGGUGAUGAUCAAGGUUUUCCAGCUGUUUUGUGUAUCCAAUGAUCUCAAUUUAACAAUUUGGCUCUUCCAUUUCAUUGGAUUAAUUUAACUUUUAGUUGUAGUUUGUUGAGAAGGCUUGUUUUUUUGUUAUAAUGGGAUUCAUUUCUGCAGAUCUGGAAGACAGAACAAUAGGCUGGUCUCUGGGAUUGGCCAGACCAUGACAUGCUACCAUGCUGCCGUUGCCCACUACGCCUUUUACUACUUUGAUUUGUUUAUUCUGUUGCAACUCUUACAGCACAAGUGAAACUGAAUUAAGGUGCCGUCACAAGUCUCAGUGGAUUUUAGGACAAGUUUGAGUUCAUGAAAAACAUCUUUUAAUUUUUAUUAUUUGCUGUAGUGAAGGAUCAAAACCCAGUCUUGAUGUGCAGUCAGAUUGAAUGUAAAUAAAACCCCGGAUUCACAUACACCUGUGAUCACCAGUCACUGCAGUUCCUCUUUCAUGUGUUGUAUUAAAGCUGGUCUUAACAGAGACAAUCUCAACCUCAUACCAGUGAAGUCAAACCUGCUGAAUCAGCCGAAUAAAAGCCCAGUGAAGCUCUUACCGCCUUAAUUAUUAAUCAAAGGAAACAGAGAGAUCUGGCUUUAAACAGUGUGUUGUUUCCCACAUGGUUUUCAUAAGACAGUUUUGGACAAAUUUGGCAUUCCCCGGAUAUCUCUUUGUCAGUAAUCAGAGGGCCAGAGGUACCCUUAAAAACACUGUUAGUAGUUGACUCAUCUCUGUGAAACUGCUGGCCCAUGCUCUGAAGCCUUUGUAGUGAGGAAUGUGAGAUUAACGGGGACAUUAGGACGUUACCAAGUUCGAAAAGCCACUUAUCGUUAACGGCUUCAACAUGUGCAUGCUGUGUAGUGGGUGGGAAAGUCAUUAACCGCAGAGUUUAGCCCCAGUGGCUCUGAGGUGUGUAGAAGAAAGAGUGUGCACAUAAGCCUGUGUGUGUUUGUGUGUUUGCAUAUGGUCGCGUAUAAAGUGAAAGUUCGGUCUGGUCCUCGUCCAUCCAGAAAAGACCUCCGCCACCUGUGCAUCGAGUAAUGAGGGUGGCCUCUGGAUGACUCUCUUGCAUUGUAACGUGUGACUCUUAAUGCGUAUGUGUGUGUAAGUUUAGUGGGGUUUCUGGAUGGAGGUGUGAGAAAGGGAACAUUUGGUUUAAACUUUUAUGAAGUGGGGAGCAGUAGUCAGAUGUUGAGCAUCAAACAGCAGCGAUGGAAACAAGGCUCAGACGGGGAGGUUGUAAAAGUGGCAGGUAUCCAUUUUCUACCUGCAGUGAGCAAAUGCUGCAUUUCUCCUUGGCUGUUUAAUAAGAAUUUUGUCAUUUUCAUCAGAGGUCUGCUUUUACUUUUGGGGUUCUGAAUGCUGGUACCUUUGUGCAGAAAACACACCUGUUCAGAAAUUGUAUCCCAAACAAGGAAAACAAAACAUUUAUUUAUCCAACUUAGUUCAUUGAUAUAUUUUUUAGCCAUAUGUGACAAAUAUCCGAUUUUUUAAAUGUAAAUAUGAACAGUGCACAUCUGAUUUUUACGAAUCCGACCCAGGCCUCUUUUGUAUGUGGAUAUUUAUUGGAUAUGUAUCUGAUGUGACUGCAGUGUGGACGCUCAGGUCGCGUUCAUCCGACCUAUACGUCAUCAAUAUGCGACAAAUAUCACCAUUGUUUGACAACACAAACAGUCACGCCUGCUUUGUGCACAUGCGGGUCACUUCAUGGACACAUUCUGUUCACAUUAGAUGCCUCAUCUGUUGUUGUAAUGUGAACGAUUGCACAAAAAAAUCGGAUUUAACAAAAAAUCCGAAUUGUGCAUCAUAACCUGCAGUGUGAAUGUAGCCUUAGUUUGUCUUUACAUAUAAACUGCUGAUUGUACUUAUAGUCAAUGGUGAUUUUUAAGACUCAACUCACUCGUUGUUUCUUAAUAUAAAGGAUCUGUUUUGUUCAUGUCAUUGACAUAUAUGUUUCCCAGUGAAUAACUUUACUGAGGACAACUCAUCAGCAACUUAUCUGGCAAUUGAUAUUCAUAAAAAACACAAUAUUAAGAAAUCAAUUAUUUUCAAGCAAUAUAAACAAAAAGGCUUGUUGUAGGGGUGUGUGAUAUGAUCAAAAACUCAUAUUGUUAUAGAGUCCAUUAGUUAUAGAGGCUUUUGAGACCAUUAAUAUAGGUAAAAAUGAUAUAUGUCAUUAGUGCACUAAUGUAUAGAUGCUAUACGUUAGAGUAUGGAGUGAUCAUGAGUUUCUGAAUCACAGUACGCACAGUUUGCUCAUUUUAAGUUUUGUUUGUUUAAUUUUGUUGUAGAUGAUUUUAAAGGCUGUCAGUAUUAACAGGCUCAAUAUGAGGUCUGCAUACAAUCUUGCCCCUGUAGUUAAGCUACCCCCGACGUCUUCCUGACUUAAAUAACUGGAUUAAAAGUAUUGUCACCACUGCACUUUGAAAUGAUAAUUUUCAGUUUGAAAAACUCUUUGACAAGUCUUUGUGUCAAAUGGAAUUAAAAUAUUACAGAAAUACUUAAAGGCUAAGCAUAUGGUGCAAGUGUUUGGACAGAUGUCAGUCUGCUUGCCCCCUAUUUCCUCAGACUGCACAGUCUUUUUGUCUUUUAUGAUGGUCACUAUGUCCGACAGGGUGAUUACAGAGCCAUAAAUUUUCGCUGUGAACAGACAGACAUGACGGAGUACAUGUACAUGCACCACAAGUACACGACCAUUCGUCAUAACAGACAUGCUGAAGAGAGGUUGGGCCAAAUGACACCAUGUUAACUGCAGUUACUGACAAGUUUACUGUAGUUUUUUUCCAUCUGCUUACAUUUCCCCUGUUUCAGUCUGUUGUGAUUGUCACUUGAUGAUCAUAGAGGCACGGAUGUUUGUUGCUACAGCUCAACAAACUUUUCCUCAGUCUCAUCGUCCCAGCACAAACUUCAUCAUUCCUCUUUCAUGUUUCUAUUUUGUUUGUUUAUGCUUAUUACUUUCAGUCUUCACAGCUCCUUGUGCUCUCGUCUUACAACAUCACCUGCAUGAGGGAACAAAUUGUAGAAAGCAACAAGAAAAAUCAAACAUGUCAGACUUUCUGUGGAGAAGUUGUGAGGGAUCCCAGAUGUGUGUUUGAUUGCUGUUGAUGAUGGCACAUUACACAAGAUGAAACUAUCAAUUUUUAAGGUUGACAGGCCCUGACACCUUACAUCUGCUGGAUUCGACUAUAUUCAUGUCAAUAAAAUUUAGUCUGAGCCCAGCAGUAGUGUACUUUGGUAGAGACUUGAAAGAGUCAAAUAAAUAUAAUAAAGCCAAAAACUACUUUAUUGAUCAGACUUCAGCUGUGUAAAAACGUUACAGAGCAAGACAGACAUAUGUGGACAAGAUGAGUGUUCAGCUUUCCAAAGGAAACAGAUUAGAUUCAUUGGAGCAUCUAUAGAAAAGCAAGAAAUACUGAUUGGUCGACCUGCAUUUUAUAUACCAGGAUAAUAAGAACUGACUGAUACCUUUAUAGUUAGACAUUUGUUAGAAUUACUAUUGUUGUCUUAUAUUUGGGAUUAAUUUUGGAACUUUUUGCCUCCAUUAAUAAGGACAGCCUGAGAGAGAUUAUACAUGAUCAAUGCGAUGAGAUUUGUAGCAUCUAUACAUGGGUUUGCAGUAGGGCUGGGACGAUAUGCUUUUCUUCAGAUUCAAUUCUUCAAUUUUUUGGAUGCUGAUUUGAUUUAAAUUGCGAUUUUACAAUAUUGUUGAUUUUCUCAAUUUUUAGUCUCCAUUUUUAACACCAGUGAAACAGUUGAAUAAUUCUGAUUGUCUUCUGACUAUUUCAGGAACCAUAUUUCCCCAAAAAAUACACAUCACAUGUAAGUUAGUUUUUAGGAUUUAUUCUUAAAGUUGAAAAAAAAAAUCGAUUUAAAAAUAAAUUUAAAAAUUGUAAAACAAAAAAUCGCGAUACUUAUGUGAAUCGAUUGUUUCUCCCAACCCUAGUUUCCAAUAGUGCCUUUAUUUUGCAUUGUUGUUAUGGACUUAAAAUACAAGAAUAACAGCAAAAAUUAACACGCAAUCAAAAUUUAGAUCAGUUGCGAUCAACUGAUGAAAUUCAAAGAUUUGCUAGGACCCUAUACUCUAUCUUUUAUACGCCCAUAUUGGCCUGAUUGUAUAACUAUUAUGCUGGUUGGAUUCUGUAAGACAGGCUUCUUCCCUGUGGUCCGGGACGUCCUGAAAAAAAAAAAGCCAGUUUAGUGAAUGAAGUGGUACUAAAAUCUUUUUAUGUGACACCAAAGUCAAAGACCUCUAAACUUGAAGCAAACAAAGAAACGAGUUUCCCUCCAGAGCCACAUCCUGGGAAACAACGUCACUCCCUGAAUUUAUCAAAGAAUCAGAGAUGGGAAACUCUGUGUGUUCAUGCAUUCAUUCAUUUAUCCAACAUAAAUAAAACCCUUUGAUAGCAGCUCCAGUAACUAUAACAUCAGUGACAGCAAAUAGGUCUUCACUCAUCCUGUUCUGUCACCACACGCAGACACAAACACACACACAUCGCUUCCUCUGGCUUCAUGUGGGUGAACCCUGUGUUUUUGGCUCCGUCUCCCUCAGUGUGUGUGCGGCUAGUGUGCAGCCACUAGAAUGUGACUCACCAGUUUUCUAUUUACACCUCUCUCUCUCUGCAGCUUCUCUGGGUUUUCCACUACUUUCCCUUGUAUGGAGUAAUAGUGUAAUUAUAGUCCUUUGUGUGUGUUUGUGUGCACACAAGCACAUAUAUACUGGUAUGUUGUCAUAUUCCCAAAUUCCUCCUUGAUGCAAACUCCUAAAAAUAAGGACAAGGCAGCAGCCUUUGCCUGCAGAGCUGGAUCUUUCUGCACAUACGUAGUUAAUCAGAUUAGACUGCGUGUCUUAAACACUCACAGGUCUGUGGUGAUGAUGAGCGGAUGGUGAGCGGUGCGAGCCAGUUCUUAGUGCCAGCGCGAGGCUGAAUGAGCCGCCUGUGCAUUCAUGUUUACAUGUGUGUGCGCGUGUGUGUGUGUCCCAGCUGCUCUGCGGUAGGUAACUCUAAUCAGCCCAGAGGUCGGCCAGCCAACUGGUCACGCUCUGAAAAAGACCAGAGACAACGGGCAGGUCGGGUUGCACAGAGAAAGACAGACAGGGAGAUAAAGGCAGGUAGAUCUCCCCAGCCAAGCACAUAGACUGGUAGAGGAGAUGGUGAGACGGGUAAGGAGGCAGGUGUUACAAAUGCUAUAAAUGGACUGACAUGCAUGUAGACAGGCAGAAGGGUGGGCACCUCAGGAGACAAAGACUUGAUUGAUUCCCCUCAGAGAUAAAGCCUCUGACUCUCUCUGCUGCUUUGUGACUAUGCUGUCAUUCGAUCAGUAGAACCAGGGAUAGCUGGUGAUAAAAAUGUGGCCGCGUAGGAGUCAGUCUCACCUGAAACCAGAAAAAAAAAAUUCCAAGACAGUAAAUCACAGCUGGGAUGGCAGAGCGCUGAGUAGCUUUACUUUGUUCUUUGAGCUGCAGAAAGAGAGAUAGAUAGAAAUUCCACCACCACAUCAAAACCAUGACGUUAUUCUAUAUCUGAUACUUGAGCAACUAAAUCUACAUCUAUUUAAGAGAAGGUGAAGUUACCGCCAGGAGCCAGACAUUUCAGGCUAUAAAAAACCUGGGAAACAAAAGGGAAAGGCUAACCUUCCCCUGAGUAAAGUAACAAAUCUGCACCCCUAAAGGUGUGUCCAGACCAAGAGGGGAAAGUGUGGAAAAAGGAUUUACAAACCUGUUUCUUUGCACAAACUUGUGUGACACUGUGCCAAGGAAUCUUGUCAUUUUUAAGCUUUUUCUGACACCCUUAGAUUGCUUUGAAAUGGUCGAUCAAACCCACUUUGAACAUUGUCUGCUUGUCUUGCAAACAGGCCAGUAAAAGUGUUUAUUUCUACUCUAUAAAUCUGCGUCUUGUGUAGUUAAGCUGGCGACCCCUCUGACUGUUUUACAGCAAUUAAAACUCGGUACAAUUUGUGUAACUUGGAUUACUGCUGCGGUGAGCCUGAUUGCAGCCACUAUCAGAUUUGCUAGUCACAGUAAAUCUGCUUCUCACAGAAAAUCCUCCCAAGCUGGAAAGAAACUCAAGUUGUUGGUUUAAAGUGGAAAAAUCCUGGUCAAGUGAAGCCUGAUUUAGCUAACAGCUCAUCAAACUCAGCACAGGUCAACAAAGCAGCAAUAAAAGCCCUGAAACUAACUGAGUGAUGUUACAGACCCAGGUAUGACAACAUUUGACUUACCCGCUUUAACGUGUGGGAGUAAUCCACAGAUUUAAAAGAUAAACAUGGAUGUUUUUCAGUGAAGUCACCUGUUUGUUCCCGAAGAAGCACAAUGGAGCCCAAAGAUGUUGCCAUAUUGGAAAUGCUGAUUCCAACUUCUCUAGAAAUCUGUAGAGAUGUUGAAAUGGACCUUUAGUACUUUUUAAGGAUGUUGCAAAGCUUUGGUCAGACUUAGAACAGAGUAUUCAUUUUUCUAAGUGGCACUAAUGAAACAAUCAAAUAUAUGAAAACACAUUUUCUCACAUACUGUAUAAAUUACGCAUGAAAUUUAGGACAUUUUUCUUCAAGUUUGUUCUCAGUGCUGUCUGCCUGGUAUCCUACUAUUUGUAUUUAAUGCAUAGACCAUGUCACAGAACAACAGUUUUAAUAGAUCGUAAACAUUGGUUAUUAAAUGGGCUGUAGACACUGUGAUAUAAACACAGACUUGACAAAAUUAUAGCUGGAAAUUGUGUUUAAUUCUGACUGCUGCGUUUGCUGUUGGGUGCUAAUUCGAGAGCUGCAGCACAGGUUGAGGUCUCUGAGCACAGUGUGGAAAAAUGAAACAGUAAACUUCAGUAGACUUGAUCACGACCUUAAAACUGGACCAUCAGGAACCAGUUUGUAUGACACUUUGUGGUCCAGGUGGCUAUGGACUGGUGCAUUCAGAUCUUGGUUACUGAUUUGGAUCAGUGAGUCUAGUAAUUAUUCAUUAGUGUGUGCAUCCAAAUACACACAAUGGAUGAUCUAUCAUAGAGCCCCUCCUUCAGUUACAGCUGCUGGUAUCUUAAAUUUGAGCUUUAAGAACCAGUUUAUUGACCAAAACACUGAACUGUUGGGACGUGUUUGUUUCUCCUCGUGUGAUUUUUCCACACCUUUGGGCUUGAAGCCACGUCGCUGUCAGAGGUGAACCAGAACGACAAAACCAAUACCAACAUUACAUUCAGAUGAAGUAAGAUUCAAGAGCGUGUAAUGACCGCUUUGUUGUGAUGCUUGUUGUUUACAGGAUGUGCGCACCGCAAACACUGACGUUAACACACAUGCACACACACGCACAGAAACACACUCACACACAUAAACCAAUUAAGGGCUUCUGUCUGGAAAGUUUCGACCUCAACACGGGCUUUUUUGGAAAAACUUUAUAUUCCACUGAGUGGAAGUUAGUCAUGAUACGCUCACCACACACUUACACUAACAGCACGCACACACACACACACACACACACACACACACACACACACACACACACACACACACUGUAACUGUGUUUGCUUCUGGUCAUCUGGGUGUGAUUAGCAGAGUUAAUGCGUCGUGUUAAAUAGACUUUCUACUGCACCUCACCACAAACACUGACCACAACACACACACACUGUCCAUCUCUCUUACACACACACACACACACACACACACACACACUCACUUUUUAUCGCUGCAUCUGGCCAAAGCGUGAUUUAUAUCUCACUCUCUUUCAAACACUGAAGGGUGUCUGCAGCUGUGCGCGUGCACGAGGGACAUGCAUGUGGUUCUGUAUGUGUGUGUGUGUGUGUGUGUGCGUGUGUGGUUGUUUCCCUGCCUCUUUCCUGUUGUUGCAUCAAGUAAUAUCAGGUUGUUAUUUUUUAACACUGAUUACUGUGGACCCAGCGUUCACCAGGACCAUGUGGAAGUCCUUCGCUCUAAGUGUUCCUCUCACUCCGAGGGUCAGCUUUGUUUUUGACGGGUCUCUCGUGUCUCAAGCUCAGGAAAAAAUUUCUCUUUUCCAUCCCAGGGUAGAAAAAGAGUUUAAUACCAUGUGCUUUUAAGUGUUGCUAUGUAAUCCAGCCAUAUGGAAAUCCAUCAUUAAAAUGAAUUCUCUGCUGUUUUAUGUUCUCGUCGUAUUUCAUAAGCCGGGUUGAAGUGAGACUCUCUUGAUAGUUCUCAUGCAAGGUGCCUUGUGAGCGAUUGCAUGAUGAUUUUAUUCAUCCAUGAUCCAUAAAUUACCCAAAGACGGUCUUAUUUACAUUGAAUUUAAUGUUUUUGAAUUAAUAAAACUUCACCCUACACCCUUCUCCAUCAGCAGAAGUGCAACAAAACAUGGUUUUCACAUUAUAAAAUGUUCUUCCACUAAGGAUGAAAACACACUAUUAAAAGUUGGCGUCUCAUUAUUAAAAUAAGCCUCGGGCCAGAUGAACAGCAGUCACCAAAAUUUAUUACGUCCUGUUCCAUAACUAGUAUCCACUUCUCCCCGCCAGUGUCCUCCCAGCUCCUAUUAACUAAUAUUUAUUUCCAUCUUUCACCUCCUUUUGUCCGCCUCCCUCUGCUCUUUUCAACUUCCUCCCUCACUCCCAUUUCCUCUCUGUCUCCCACAUCCAACUUCUUUUCUCCUCUUCAAACCACCUUCUUCCAAUCCUCCCUUUCUUUUCCCAUCCUUCUCUGCAGCUGUUUUUGCUGCAGGCGCACACACACAUUUUGAGACUCCCCUAAACCCCACUUUGACCACUGUUUAAUAGCCACACGGCACACAGGCCGGUCGAACUGGCCUUGAUUGUUUCUGACAGCAAGUAUGUCCCAUGAAAUCGACUUGCAGGAAUUGUGCCUGCGCGCAUGUGCGUUUAUGUUGCAGAGGGAGCUGAAGGAGAGUGACAGAAGAGGGAGGAGGUUUUGGCAAAAGAGGAUAGAGAGAAAGAAAGUGUGAAAAAGAUUAAGAGAGGGGAUGAAGAUGUGAGGCCAGCGGGGGGGAAAGCAGCUUUGUAUCUCCUCAAAGGAAAUCUGGAGAUGCUUAACUGGUCUUCAGUUCUUUGAGUAAAGCAUCAGUAGUUGAUCAUCGAUGCGGCUCUUCAGUCCUCUCCAUUCUUAUCCAGAGAAGAUGACAGGAGGCCAGUCUGAACGGAUAGGAGCAGGUUGAAGAAGAUGAAAUGUGAAGUUUGUGUAUGAUUUGGACGGUGAAAUCUGUUUUUCUUCUCCUAAAUGAAGGCAGAUUCAGAAUCAGUAUUCAAACUCUUAUGUGUAAAUAAGUAUAACAGAAGGAUGGCGCGUUGAGGGGAAACCUUGACGGAGAAUCUCAGAGGCUGACCACGAAGAACAACAUUACCAGAUCAAAAAUAUGUUUUACUGGAUGCCUUGGAGACUGGGGGAGUGGGAAUAUUCUGAAGGAGUUUGAGAAGUCAUGAGGGCUGUGAUUUAGAUUUGAUUAGGAUUAAUUUGGAUAUGAUUAGCAUUCAGAACCAUUUUGUGUCAUAUCAGUCAGCUACAGCAGUGAAAUGAGUUUGGAAAAUGACCUCACUCACUGUAAUGGGUCUUAAAAACAUAGAAAAACCUAUAUUUGAUUACUUCAAAAACCAAACCCAACGUUCACAAACUUAACGUCAUUUUUCGGUUUUAUUUAUGGCAUUGAAAAUACAUCUUUUUUGGGGGUUCUGUUUUUUGAGGUCAUACAGGGACAUUUUAUUUAUCAAAAUGACAGAGAAGUUUUCAACAUAAAUAAACCAGAUAGCAACGCAGCUGUAUGACUUUGUUGUUCAAACACCUACUCAUAAAAUCCAACCAGUCCAGGUACACUCAUGCUGGUGGAUGGAGAGAAUUUGUCCCAAAAGCUGAUUAAGUGAAUGCAAAAAACUGAAUCUCUUCAUCUCUAAAAAGCUCCAUGAUGGAGGACUGACUAAAACCAGUAUGUUGCUGCACUAAAUCAACUCAAAGGUAGCUUGUAGAGUUUUUGACCUGACUUGAUCCCACGCACAGUUACCUCCAUGUUUUCACAUCAGUGGUGAUCAUUUCAGGGCCACAGAGAGUAGCAAAGACCCAAUAGUGAGUUGCGGCUGUAGACAGUGCAGGUUGGAAAUAUACAUACUGCACAUGUAAACUGGGGCUGCACAAUAAAUUACGAGUUUAUUCAUAUCAUGCUGUGAACACAAUGCAAAAAUCUUGAUUCGACAAUAUAACUAGCUUUCUUCCAAAUGUUGCAACCCACUAACCACAGACGAUAGUUCUGGGAUCGUCCUUUCUAUUUCUCAGAGUCUGGCAUGUACAGCGGGGCUUCGGGGGCGGAGCUUGGAGUUGUGAUGUAUGAAAUUUCACUGUAUCUGAACCUGCUGUUUAGGUCUGCCAGAGAUACACAGUGAAUGUAUGCAAAAAUACUCAGAAACGCAAUUUUGCACUUAUUUUUUCUCAUGAUAUGUCCUGUAGCAUCAGAAAAAUGCCAUAUAAACAUGAUUUUCAUCGGAGCGGGUCUUUAAUGCUCAACUUGUUUCCUCCUCCUUCUCUCAUUUACCUCUAAAAAUAGUCAUUUUCAGGAGCAGAUAUUAUCUCUUUCAAAAUCAAUGGCACAGAUUACAGUUCGGAUCAAUUCUCACUUACUGUAGCCUGUGUGGACUUGCGUCAAACCUCCAUCCUUGCACUCCUCCUGCAUCCUCUUGGAAAACUGCACCUCUCCUCCGCUGCUAACAGCUGGAAAACUGAGGCAACGGUUUGCAGCUGCGGCAGCAGAAAUGGACAACAGGGAGAGCAUGAGAGGAAUGACACAAACAAAUUUGUGGAGAACUUGGAGCACUGACCGUUUUCACACAUAUUUUCGACUUUUUUGUUCCUUCAGAGAGCGGGUGUGACUGUCAGUUUGUCAAAUUUCCAUAAAUUGCAAGGGGCAGGUUUCAUCAUGGUGGAGUCGGAGAGAAGUUAACCCCUCAGCUUUAUUUUAAGAGUGUGUCUUAAUCUCUCCCUCACCUGACUGGGAUCCUUCUAGCUGCAACAUUCAGCAUCUGUGCGGUCUUUAAAAGGGAAUAAAUCCUCCACUUCAUACAUCAAAGUCUAAUUCAGCUCCUUUAGCAGCUAUUUAACCACAGUAGUCAAUAUGCAUCUGUUAAAAUGUGAAUGAGUCAAUUCAGCAUCUUCUGUACCGUGAAAGCCCUUAACCCCUAAUCUCUGACCUUUGACCUGUGCACUGUUACCCCAACUCUAACCCCUUAACCCUCGUCAGAACAGAAGCACAAAGGCUACCUAAAGAUGUGUGUGUGUGUGUGUGUGUGUGUGUGUGUGUGUGUGUGUGUGUGUGUGUGAGAGGAAAAGAGGUGAGCUUGGUUCAGGCUAAAUACAGCACAGUCAGGAAAAGGCUUAUGAGUCGUUAAGACGGCUUAUCCCACACACACACACACACACACACACACACACACACACACACACACACACACACACACACACAGAGGGAAGCUUCCUGGAGACACACACAUGGCAACAGACAGAUACACAGAUGCACACGCACCACAGUAUUAUAAUAGUUGUUUUGAUGUUGGAUGAUGACACCGUGAUUAUGCAGAUGAUGAUGAUGAUAAAGCAUUUCAGAGGGAAGAGCAGCAGUUUCCACAAUGACUGAAGGACUGUUUUACCAAAGCUGGUCUAGAAAGGACAGAAAGAGUUUCCAGUCUGUGUUUAAAGCACCAGAAAGAUCCAAAAUUAUAGAAAAAUUCAGCUAAUUGAACAGAAAACAUCAGACUGAGACGCUUGUGUAAUAUCUGGUCACACUCUUGACCAGUGUCUUGACUUAAGGUUAACACAGUGGUAUCUGUUUUUCCCUGAGACUGUGCCAAACACACAUGUAGUUCCUGUGACGGCUCUCAUUAGUCUCUGCUGGGCUAUUUGGAGCCUAAUAAUAGCAGUUACUAUAUUGCAAAUAUCAACACAAUCUAAAUUUUGGUUAAUAAGGCAAGCUACCAGAUACCAUGUGCCCGCCUGCCAGCCAAGCCCCUGAUUCAGUUUAAUUAUGUAAACCAUAGACUGUAUAUAAUAUGGACAACUUGGUUCCGCCUUCCGCCUGUAUACGGAUUUGAAGCUGAAAAGCUCUCAGUAUUUCGUGAUUUUUCUCCAUUUCCUGAAACCAACAUUGCGCAGUAGCGUUGUGUGCAUUUGGCGGGAGAGUCGCUGUGUUGACGCUGGGCUGAAACAGCGUAUCCCCCGGGGGAGCUACGCAAUCUUUGUACACCCAUAAGUGUCAAUCAUAGAAAACAUGAACCCCCUAACAACUUUUAAAAACGGAGCUGUAAAGAAAAAAGAGGACUUAAGCACAAACCAGUAUUACUGUCAACAUUGCAACCAGGGGGGAGAAAAAUUUAUAUUCUGUGUAAUAAAUUUCUACAGUUUGUCCAAAGCUCCAUGAGCUUUGCUGGAGGAGGCAGGAUUUAUGACCUACACUGCAGCCCGUCACCAGAGGGUGCUGUUCUCGGAGUGGCUUCGCAAAGAGAGGGGGCAAAUGGCGUCCAUUCUAUAUACAGUCUAUGUGUAAAACUUGUAAACCAAAUAGGACUGUUGAUUAAUUAACAUUCGCGAUUUACAAAAAUGAAAAUGAAAAUUUCCUCAUCGUUGGUGCCUCCACCUCAGAGAAUCAAAAGUGAUAUAAAUGAAUGAAGAAGAAAACCUGAUAGACCCCUACAAUGAGUUUCUGCUUGUGGUAAUAUGUAGAAAAGUAUGAAAUAACUUCUUAAUUAAAAACAGUGAUAAAUAAUCUGUUUAUGUUUAGAAAUACUUAGUUUAACAGGUCGUAUCUUUCCAACACCUGCAGCAGUUAAGGAGUUAUUUCGAUGGUAGAAAAGAGCAGCAGUGGGGUUGGAGUGGUUUGGUUAAUCUGAAUUUCUGUGCCUGUGGUCAUGAAGUGACGUCUCCCUCUGUCAUGGUGGUUUCUCAGACAUGUUUACCGGUGGUCUUGACUCACGUAGCAAUAGCUGCAAACACAUUAAAACACUCACACAUAAACAUACAUCCCACCGGCUGAACUGUCUGCUUCAGCAGCCACAGGCACAGUGUGUUCAGUCAUUUUGCGCCUCGAUGAUAAUUAUGUAAAUAAAGUGAAAGGUUAAGUAUGAGUCUCUCUGCAUGUCAGGGUUUCUCUGGUUUUGCAGUUUGGUGGAUGACCUUCUAUUAACAAUAUUUUGCUUUCCGUGUCCUUGUACCUUGAACAGCAUUUCCACAUGAAUAGGUCAAAUGCAGACGUUGCGUCAAACGCAGGUUUUUUUCUGUAAAAGGUGCUUUUAUUUUGUGCAGUUGAUUUAAUCCUCUUCCUCUUUUUCUCCUCCAGAGUGACCAAGUUCUGGUUUGGUGUGAAAACCACAGACGCUGCGCACAGGUAAGUACACAGCCUGCACAAUUUCCUGAUGACCUUCCCAAAUAUAAAUCAGUGCUACUCACUCUCAGAUACUCGUAAUAACCCGGGCAUAAUCCUCAAACUAAAUCUUGGGCUAAACUGUGUGUGUGUUUGUUCUCUUUUGCUGAAAUAGCACCUCUCUCGCUGGUUGUUUUAUACGGAAAAAGCUCUGACAGCAUGAAACUUCUGUUUAUUUCACUUUCCUGGUGAAAGUAAAUAUAGCUGGUGAAAAUAAAUAGGCUGCAGUAAAUCUCAAACAACAACAUGUGAGAAGUGAUAAGGGCUGAAUUUCUAAUGCAUUCAAGCACACCCAUGAAGAAAAAGACCAGUGCUCCUGCGGGGGUCAGGGAUUUCACUAAAAUACCUCACAGCUACAGCAUUGAUUUAAACCAAAUAUGUCAGGUUUUUUUGCAAAUAAAAAAGUAUGAGGACUGUGAUACUUCUUCUCAGGCUUUGUGAACAGUUUUUUGUCCAGUAAAAGGACUCUGAUGAUAUAUCAAUCAAAACAUAGCUAUGCCCCUUUUUUAAUGUGUAAGAAUCAGGUCUGAAAAAGUAAAAUAAAACCUACAGUUAAUUUAAUCAGAAUCGCCUUUAUUGUCAUUGUAAAAACAUCACAAUGAGAUUUGGGUGCACCUCCAAAGUGCUUUCCAGGUAGAUAAAAACACGAUAAAUAAUUAAUAGAUAAAUAUAUGUACAACUAGGUAAAAAGACCUGUGUAAAAUGUAGUAAAUAUAUAAAAAGAGGGUAGGAACUGCACAAAAAUCUGAUUUCCACCCAGUAACCAGCUGGUGUUUUGGAGCUCCCACUGUUCAGUGUAUCUUGCAGUUCCACAAACUUUGCAUGCCUCUGCUUUAGAUAAGUGCAUGAAUUAGUUUAAGUGCUGCCUCUAAAUGCUGCAGAUUUGGCAGAGCUGAACUCUCACAUUGACUUGAACUUUCAGGCCUCGUGAGAUCAUUGACAGUUCUCUAAAGUAAUCAGCCAAGUUAAAUUAAGAAUAGAUUGAUAGUUUUACACAAUGUCCUAAACCAAGUUUUCCAGUUUGAGCUGACCUUUUUGAAUUUUAGGUUGGGACAGAGUAUAUCCUGGGGUUUAUAUCAGGUAUUUGAACAGAAAUUUUAAACCGCCAUUCCUCCUUAAAGGUAAAAAAAAACCCGCACACAUGCAUUGCUCAGGUCUUUUUUUUUUGGACAUAUUUUUAAUAAAACUUUUUCUUGCAAAGCAGAUACAACAAAUACAACAUAAAACAAAACGGUGCACAGAAUACAGACACUGAAGCCUGACAGGGGAAGAUAAAUAAAAUACAAUAAAUAAAUGCUUAAAAAAUAAAUUAGUAAAAAUAACAGUGAAAGUAAUUAAAAAAGAUAAUAAUAACAGAGACAAUUUUCAGGAAGUUCAAGGAGGACAGAAUAACAUACUCAAAUUUAAAAGCAUACCAGGCUAUGGCUCUGCAUGUUUUCCCCAGGCCAGAUCUACAAGCGCUGACCUCAUCCUACGAGAUGCAGUGGUACCUAGGUAGUCCAGAAAUAGAUCCCAAGUCCAAUAGAAUAGAAAGGGUUUGUCCUUCAAUGCUGUGGAGAAGGCAUCAAAUGGAAUAAUACUAGUCACACUUUGUUUCCACUGAUCGAGAGUGGGAGCUUUAUCCGUGAUCCAUACGGCCAUGAUACAUUUCUGGGCGCAGUGCAGAAGAAUGUGCAGAAGGUGUCUAUUGCGAAGAUCAUGCAUUGCUCAGGUUGCCUGGUUAUAGACAAUUUGGUCUACAUUUUCUAAGUUUAAAUACAACCAAAGUGUGUCAAAAUAGGUCUGGGUAGUAGAGCAUUAAAACAUUCUGACAGUAACCCCGUCUGGAGCUGAGAUACAGCGUAUCACAGACAGUUUAGGACUUCAGUUUUAAAGAUUCAAAUUGAUUUAACCAACAGGCAACUCUUGUGUGCCAAUUAACAAUGGUAAUGACAAUUAAUAAAGGGCAGAUGAUUCAAAAUGUUGAAAAUACAACACGAGUUAAAGUUGAACAGUCUGAAACCCUUUUUGUCUUUUAACUCUCAGUGUAGCUUUGGACAAUAAAAACAUCCAGACACAACAAUCUCUACAGCGCACAAUUGUUGCUCUCUCAGUCCAUCUCCUGAAGCACAGAGACAGAACGAGGGUCCGUCCCUUCCUCUCCUUGUUGAUGAAAUCUUCACACUCACCACACCACUGCUGUUAUAGCAAAGGUUAUGUUUUUAGUUCAAAUGACCUCCUCACACUGGAGCAGAAAAUUACCCCCUGUUUAUUCACUUAACACCGCCUGCCAGGAGGCUUCACUGUGUGUAUGUGUACAUCUAAAUGUGUGUGUGUGUGUUAAUUCAUUGUUUGAUUUAAGAGGAGUUUCCAUUCUGUGUGUAUUUUUAGCUGCCAGUCCGUCCAUUUCUGCAGCAGCUUGUUUGAGCGUUCUGGACAUAAUCGUCUGUACUUUAAGACCUCUGGUUCACCUCGGACACACUGACAGGACAACAUGGGCCUCCACAUCUUAAAGCAAAUUAUCAAAUCUUGAAAAGAGCAGAUGCUAAAUGGAAAUGCAGAAAUGACGAAGCCUUAUAGUCUGUAAAAUGUCCUUUCACUUUACUUUUAUUCACAGACCUUAACUCACUCAAUAUUAAUGACUUCUUGAAAGUUCCUGUCUGGUUUCUAAUUGAUGUGUUUUCUGAACUCCCUGUUCAGGUUCAGGCUUAUUUAAAAGCCUCGUCUCAGCUGAAAGCACACCUGAGUCAUAUUUUACUUCUUGCAACAUUGCCAAGCUUUUCCUGAGAAUUCACACGAUGGACGGAUAAGGGGAAAGGCGAGAGACAGGCGUGCGAGAGGGAGCGUAUAUCAGUAGUUUGUGUAUGUUGAGGUCAACUGGGGUUAAUGUCAACAACAGCCAGGUCUACCCCUGUUUUCCUCAAAAACUCUAAAACAUCAGACGUCAACUCUCUGCUUCUCCCAACAUAAACACAAACACACACGCAGCCUUUAACCUCCAAACUUAUCUGCAUCCUUUCUUUCCUUCCGUCUCUCCCUUCCUUUGUUUCUAUUCCUGAUGUUUAUAGUUUUACAAAAAAAGCAGGGUGAAUGAGAACAGAAAAUAUUUUCUACUUCAAACCCAUGUCCAAACUUUAUCACCCUGGCUUUGCGCCUUGUUCUCGCUAAUGUGUGAAUACCAGUGUGGCACUCGAAAUCAGCCAAUGGGGGCUCGAGACUGCAUAAACCACAACUUUUCCCUCUCAGACAGCCUGAUACUGCACAGACAUGCUCAGUCUCUUCUUGGUUGUUAUUAAUUUUACCAUUUUACAGUCUGUUGAAUGUGGCCACAGCCCAAUUUGUAAAAGUCACCACGGCAGGCCAACAAAAAUAAAUUAGUACAGAAAAGCACAUAUCCCAGUCCUGAGCCAUAAUUGUCAAGAUUCAUCACAAUAAUGAAUUGUACAGCUGAGAGGGUUCAGGACUGUUAAUGCUCCUGAGGUAUGUACAGGAAAUCUGGAGAUGAUAGGAGCUGUUUAUUAUGUUUUUAUUGAUUAUUCACCUCCAGAGCAUUAAGAGAAAAGCUCAGUACACUUUGUCACUGUUUCGUUAAUGAAUACUCCCAGGUUUCUGCUGCACUUUAUUUGAAUAAUUCUGCACUUAUCCCAGACAAAUAUUUAAUAAAAGGAAGUAACUCUGAUCCCUAAGGGUUAUGAAGCACUACAGAGACAAUAAAGAGUAUUGUUUCAAAAAUUUUAUUUACGUUAGUGGAGGAGCCGUUAUGUCAUUUUGUUGGCGCACCCCUCUCACACUGACAUGAGGGGUUUUUCGACGAUACAGUUUGAGUGGCUUUUGGGGUUCUUAAACUAUUCUCCCAGCGCAACCAUUAAGCUGUGGUUUUGUGUCAAACUUCAACACCUCUUUGAUUGAUCGACGUGAGAUUGUAUACACCUCGUCUCAACAGAUUGUAAUAACUUUACAGCUUCCUGAGUUCUCAUUAAGCAUCAUCCUCAAGUCAAAACAUGACUUUUCCAGGACUUUGGGCUCUGGCCAAAUUCCUUCAAACCUCUGACAGUCACACCGGCUGCAGCUUCACUAAGUGUGUAGGGCUAAUAGGCAAAUACAAUAAUGUUAACACACGCAGUAAGAUGAUGAAGAAUGUCAAUAUUAGAGCAGUUAAGAAUCAGUGUGUAAGUAUUAGCAUUUUAAAGCCAGAGAAAAAUCUGAUUUAUUCUAAAUGGGAAAGUGAUAGUGACACAGUUUAGCCUCUUUUACGCCUCUGUAUUUCACACAGCUUACUGAGUAAUGAGUUGAAUCAAAAACAUAUUUGACAGCCUAUUGGCUAACAUUAGACCGCAGCUAAAACUAGCAGCUGGUCACUUCCUGGUAGGAAAAAGAAAAAUCACACAGAAUGGAAAAGGAGAUAAUUUCACACAAGCAUAGAGCACAGAGCUUUCAUAGAUGACUACUCUGGAAGUGUUAAUGUUUGUUUGUGUGUAUUUUUACAUCAUGUUAGUUCUCCAAUACAAUAUUAUGCACAAUACAGUGUGUGUGUCUUUUUUAUCCUUUUAAAUUCUCUUUUUCCCUUAAUCUUGAUAAUAUCAUUUGCCAAAAAUUUGAUUUGUUCAAAGAAAAUUGCUGGUUUACAUGUAAGAUUCCUCAUGUCAUGAUUAGGGUAAGUCCGCAGGUGUUAUGGAGCACUCACUCCAAGCACGAGUAAAAUCAUCUACUCGCUUAAUUCGCGCGAAUAUAGACGUGUGAGUGAAUAGUAUUUACUGUCUUCAUUCAUUCAACGGUAAAUUCAGUGGUAAUCCCUGCCAGUUCAACUGGCGGGAUCAAGUGAUAGACAAGGGUUUUUUACAAUUUACCAGGUAAUCUGACCUCCUCACUCACUUGCCUUCAGGUGAGCUCCUUUUUAUUGUGGUUUUGGUAAUUGAAAGACAAGGUAUUCGGGGCACCCACACACUGACACGAUCAGUUUGCCCUCCAUUUAAGAUACCAGUGAACAACCAUCCGUUGUCAUACAUCACCCGGCAUGUAAAAAAGACACCAGUACUUACAGGAGUACUUUCAAAAUAACCAUCUAUGAAAAAGUCACUAUGUUUGUGCGAACUUUUCCCUUUUUCUGUCGUAUCUGUGAGUUUUCAAUGUUAAUGUCAUUUAGUAGACUAAAUGUUUACAUUAGCUGUGUUCUGGUAUGAGCUAAUAGGCUGUCAAAUGCUCUCAAAUCUAAAAUAUGACCUGAUCUCUGUAUCUGAAGACUUUGGGGCUGCUUAUCAAUCAAUGAGCUGUACAAUGGCCAUGAUUUGUCUCAUUAUGUAAGGUUUGUAUUAUUGAUCUGACACAUAUCAGUUGUUGAUACUUGACUUACAUGUCUUCAGAAGACUUGUGGUGUAACUCAGACCAUGUAGUUAAAGAGUCGCCUUGCUAAAGUUUUUGUUUUUUUGUAAAAAGGGUAGGCAAAAUAAGCAUGAGCUUCAGCCUACACCUUUUCGAUUAGCUUUAUGAUGCUUUUUAAAUUUACUAUGUAUCUGUUGUGGGUGGAUUUUAAAUGCUAAUCGAAUAAAAUAAUUGAAUUGAAUUGAAUUGAAUAUAAACAGAAAACAUUAUUCUAAAAUAAUACACACAAGGUCACUACAAGCUGCUAGGAAAGAUCUCAGUCUAAGUCACAGUUUGUGCUCACACAACAUUAUUUGGGAUUAAUUUAUUGUUACAGCGUAUUACCCAGCUCUUGCCUGGAUCAUUUUCUCAGCAGGGAGAAAUGAACAUGAAGGUCAGAGGGCAGUGUUUCACAGCUUUUGAUUUGUGAGGGAAAAAGCUCCUCUGCAAUGUUUCAUUCUCAGACGUUUGCACUUGGGAGCUACAUUUUUUAAUGUUUAUAAACCCAAUUUUAAGGUUUUUAGUGAGACAAAUCAAACAAAAAAUAAGUUGUUCUCAACCCACACUCAGCUGCAGGAUCUCAUAAAGCCUUCUGGCAGUGGAACAAACUCAAUAACUUUUGACAGAGAGUUUAAGAGACUUCGUUGACGACUGCUGUUACUUUCCUCCCGCUCUCUAAAGCUCCUCUGAGUCCCUACCCAGACUUGGAGCUGUGCUGGACUUGGUUUUUCUCACUGAGGUUUUUCAAAUGCGUCGCACUCUGUCAGUGUGUGUGCUCACACACCCUCACUUCCAAAAUGGAGAGCUGUGAAACUUAAGGACACACCUCGCCUCCCAGGGUGUUGACGUAAGAGGCAGAGAAUUAAAAAAUUCAGAAUAUACAGAAUAUAUGUUACUCAACAUUUGGGUUGUAAAGAGUUGGGAAAAAUAAGAAAAGAGAAAGGUGAGCUUUACGCUUUUGACUUUUAUCUGCUCCUUUGUUGCAUAAAACCCUUGUGUCUCUCUGCUAACAUCACAAAUACACAAACACACACGCACACAUGCACCAGGCAGAUGUUGCCCUAACACAUAUGGUUUGUGUCACAUCAUCAGCAGACUCUCUCAUGGAAAAACACACAUGCAAGUUCACUAGAACUGAACUGCACCCCUCACUCUUUUCCUCCAUCUGUUGAUCUCUGCCUUCUUUUAUCUCUCUCUCUCUCUCUCUCUUACACUCACACACUCUCACACACAAAUACAGAGUGCAUGUAGUAAUGUGUACCAGGUGUGUGAGAAGCUGCAGGAUGUCCACCAACAAACAGGUCUGAUGCAGAACAAAGAAACCAAGUCACUGCUCCUCUUCCUCAUUUGUUCUUCAUUACACUCCGAGCUGGUGGAGUAAACCUUUUUUGCAUUCUCCUCUUAUGUUCAGUUUUUUACCACAGAGUCAAGUGGCUUAUGGUCAAUUUCUUAAAACUAGCAGAUGUUGAAAUAGCAGGACUUCUGUCAGUAAAAUGAUGUAAUUGAAUGAGAUCAGUGUGGAUCAGAGUUUGUCUGUAGCAACAGUCUGUUAUUCAUAGAAGCAUUCAGCUGUACAGAAAUAACAGCCAGUACUAUCGUUUGAUUUGACGUGAAUUGACAUCAGGAAAUCAAACCGCUCAGAGCUUAUUACUUGUGGAUGCAUACACAGAAAUCUUGUUCUUUCUUGGUCCCCAUUUGUCUAAAUGAGUAUCUGUGUAAAAAAGCAGUUGCAGAGAAAAUUCUUCAUUCUUAAAUUUUUAAGAACCUGUAUGAGUUGUUGUUGCACAAUAUCCCAAAAGUGCUCCUGAAAUCAGAGGUUGUUUUGUUUUAGCUCACUAGAAAAAGCUGCUUUGACACCAUAAAUUCCCAGUUUGGGAGCAAUAAAGUAAUUCUGAUUCUGAUUCUUAGAGGUUCUUGAAAAAAUCUGAGGGGAGUUGAUAUCUGUAGUCACUCUACUGCCUUUCUUGUUUCUUCAGGGUUUUUAUUUUAACAUGCUCUUCAAGUGACACCUGUGAAGUAUUUCUAACCUCAAAAUGCCAGCAGGUUAUACAACAGACUAAAUUUGAUACUGAUGAAUAAAUGUUUCACAAACGCAUACAAGAACAUCCAAGAAAAGAUUGUAAUUUUCUACCAGGGAUGUUGUGAAGCAAUUCACUAAAACUGAAAUUGAAAUUGCAGCCAGACUUCUUCUCUAAAAGUCAGAAGACACUAUCUGAAAGGGUCCAAAGACAGUUUUUGCAGCAUCCGUUUUCCAAUACUGUCAUUUCAAAAGAAGCUUCAAACUUAAUCUGAUGGCAUUUAUAAGUAAGUUUAUAAGUAACACAACACAGCUGCAUCAUUUGAGCUAAAUAUUCUUAGUUUGAACCCUAUUGGCCUUAAACAAAGAUAUUUUUUCACAAUUACAAUUUGGAAAACAAACAAAAUACGUGCUCGCAAAGAAACAGCGCAUUCAGCCAAUAGUCAAAUAGUUGAUUGUAAAACAAGUCCAUUACACGUUAAGGCAAGUAGCCGAUCAUAGUCUAGGAUUUGGAGGUGUUAAAUAACAUUUCAGAAUAUUUGCUGAAUUUAUUGAAUAGAUAACUGCUGAGAGCUGUUUGUAUUUAUUAAGUUAGGGUGUUUCAGAACAGUUCCGCUCAAUAUAAAAUGUAGAUCUCAAGUGUUGUCCUCAGAAAACAGUGAUCCUCACGAGGACACACAGAAGGGUCGGGGGCAGUACAAAGUUUGAUGGAGGAGGUUGCCUCUCGUUUUAUGUACAGUCUAAACCCUGGUUGAUUUUGGCACCAAAACUGUAAGGCUUGAACUAAAUAUCCACUCCAUGUGCUGCACAUACUGUAUGUGGUACUUUGGGUUGAAGAUAUAAAAUAAACUCUGAAGAACUGAUGACAAGCUAAAACAUAAAUUACCAAAAUAUUUGCUGAAUUUAUUGAAUAGAUAACUGCUGAGAGCUGUUUGUAUUUAUUAAGUUAGGGUGUUUCAGAACAGUUCUGCUCAAUAUAAAAUGUAGAUCUCAAGUGUUGUCCUCAGAAAACAGUGAUCCUCACGAGGACACACAGAGGGGUCGGGGGCAGUACAAAGUUUGAUGGAGGAGGUUGCCUCUCGUUUUAUGUACAGUCUAAACCCUGGUUGAUUUUGGCACCAAAACUGUAAGGCUUGAACUAAAUAUCCACUCCAUGUGCUGCACAUACUGUAUGUGGUACUUUGGGUUGAAGAUAUAAAAUAAACUCUGAAGAACUGAUGACAAGCUAAAACAUAAAUUACCAUAAAUAGUUUUUCAUGUUGUACCCACUGAACUGCUGACCAUGUACGGAGAGGGAGCACAUCUGGUCUUUCUUUUGUCUCUUUGCCUCUUUCUCCUUUGGCUCUGGACCUGUUUCACAAUUUGUCUUUCAUCUCUUCCCUCCUUUUCAACUGACACUCACUUCAUCCCCCCUCCAUCCUCUCUGGAACCACAUGUCUCCUCCCCUCCCUCUCCCGUUUCCUCUCCUCCCUCUCGCUGAGUGUGGCUGUCAUCCCUCUACCGUGGCAGGUGAGGCCAUAAAACAGCAGGAAGGGGCCAGAGGUGCGUGUGCAUGUGUGUGUGAUUAAUUAUUAUACAGAUAUCUGAGGAGCUGCUAUGCAAACUGUGCACACAUACCUGGUCAUUAAUCUCAGCUGUGUUGUUACAGUGUGUUGGAGUGUUAAACAGUAACGUCUCUGACCUUUGACCUCUGCUGUGUCUACUGUUCUCUCUCCCUUAAACACAUAACUCAUCAUGUCGCCUUCAAGGCCAAAGUGUCUGUUCAUCUCUCAGCUCCUCUUACACAAAUACAGUGCUUCUCAAUGAUUUACUACAUCCAAAGGAUAUUUGAGAGUGUAAGGUGCGUACCUCUUACAUACCACGAGUGUUUUCAGCUUAAAUCCAUUCGCCUCAACCCUCCCGUCCCCCAAUCUCUCACAUUUCUGACCCUACUGUGUAAAACAAUAAAUACUCACAUUAAUCACAUAAGUGAAACCUGUACGAAAACAAUAUAAGUAAGAGUUUUGCAUAUGUGGCCACAAGCAUAUUAUAUUAAUUAUAAUUAGAGGUAAUUGUGCAGGAAUUUCACAAUAAAACAGGUAAAAUAGGAGAUAAAACUUGAUAAUAGAUGAAAAAAUAAAGAUUUAUCAGUCACAUAUUUGAGCAUCUGUUACUGCACCAAACAUGUGGGCCAACCGUUGUCUCUACAAACUAUCAGGGUUGAACUGAGUCUCUGUGAUUGGUUUGUUACAUCGUGAUUGAUUCAAAGUGGAAAGUAGGACGCGCAUAUUUAAAGGAGCAUUCAGUAUAAGGUUGUUGAUGACAUGAAAAAAAACAUGUUAUUUUUAUCAAAACUGUAAUCCAUUCGUCACUCAUUGUAGCUUUAAAGUGGAUUUGGUAAUGUGUUAACUGGUGGUCUGUGAGGGCAUUUCUGUUUUUGUUACAACCUCUUCAGAGACAAUUACAGGAAAAGGACUCGUACCUGUGACAUUGUGAUAACAUGGUCAGAGUUCUUAACCCCUCUGUUCAACAUUAGGACCACUUAGGAUGAGGUAUAAAUAGCAUAGCAGCUCUUUUUUUAAGGACUCUUACUUCCUAUGUCUGUACAUUACAAGUUUUUCUUGUGUCAUUUGGAUAAACCCAGCUGAACCUUGUGACAGAAACAGUGAAAGAGUGACCUUUGUUGUCUGGACAAGAAUAUUAAACUUUUUGAAUGGGCCCUGUGUAGUUAGAAUUAAAGAAAUCGUAAGUUUUAGAUUAAGGAAAUGAUCAUUUUUGGUUCGAGUCAAAAUAAAUAUGUUAGUUGUCUUACUCUAAUGAUGUACAGAAGACAACUUAAUCCAGGAUUGUUCACUGACAUUUUGUGUUUUUCUGGGUGGUAUCGCACGACAGAGAUUAAAAGACAAACAAGUUAAUGUUCAGUAAACAUUAAUUUAAAGCUCCUGUGAGUAAUUUUUUGAUGAUUAUGAAACCAUCUGAAACUUAAACUCGUGCCUUUUUUAUAAUAUAUGAAAGCAAAUAAGACCAUUGGUGACAAGAUUGUAGUUUUUAUGUUGUAAAAAUGUAGAGGGUGAGUGUCACAGACGCAAAAGUUUCUCACAGGAGCUUUAAUUAACCUGAGAUAACAGAGGUAGGUGAGAAGAACCGACACUUACUAUAGAAAAACGUUACUGAAAAUGAACACUUGCACAACCUAUUGGGUACCAACAGUCUUAACAGAAAACAUGUUUUCUGGUUCUGCUCUUAUACUGCAGCCAGCCACCAGGGGGAGCUCUAAAUGCUGUGGUUUCGCUCCUUCACUCUCUUCUUAUUCAGUCUGUGGAUUAAUUAUAAAGACGUUUUGGCCGCUCUGUCACUGCCUUUAUUUCACCAAUUAGAUGGACAUGUCAGGAUAUUAGAUUUAAAGGCUGGAACUGUGUUUUUUAUUGCCUUUAACCAGCAGGUUUGUACACCUUCACUUCACCGAUUUUUUGUUGGUGUGGAUGUUUUAUCCUUUGAGAAGUCUGUGGAGAGCAGAAGAAAACUGACAGGGGAUGUUGAAGUGAGGCAAAGAAAAAAGGUAAAAAAAGGAAGCACAGAUAAAAGGUCAGGAAGGAAAAGAAGAGGAGUGAAAAUGUGAAGACAGGAGACAAAAAGAUCAGAGGAUGAUUGAAGGAGAUGAGUGGUGGAGAGAGAGGAAGAGGACAGGAAAAAUUAAACAUGGCUGUAACUGAUGAAAGUAGCAGUCAAAGAGGGGAAGAGGAGGCUGAGAGCGGGGCGAUUGGACGGAUGAUGGAGUAGUGUAAAUGUGUUGGAUGGUUUGUGUGUGUUUCAGUGUGUGUGAGCGUGUGGAAGUGUUUCAGGGAGGAUUUGACAACCUGAGCAGCACAUGGUCAAGUGAAGAGACCCAUGAGAGCUGCUUGAAAGAAACACAGCACACUUCAGGAUCUGGUUACAGUACCCUGUGUGUGUAUUUGAGUGUGUAUGUGUGUGUGAGUGUGUACCCCUGUGUUAUCUCUCCUCAUGUGUUAUCUCCGGCAUCCUGGAGGAAUGCAUGAAAAACUUACAGUGCACAAAAGAGGAAUAAAACAUCAGUAUAAAGUGAUACCUUUAAUAAAACCAAUUUGUAACGGUUGGCUGAGGGAAUUUGUUAAGUCUUUUUUUUCACAAGGAAUAAAGGUUGUGGUCACCUUUGAUUUAUGACAGUUUUAUAGGAUCCAAAUGUGACGAGUCCACAUAAACUGGAGUGCCUAUGGAGGGUCAUUGCUUCCCAUUAUUGUAAAAGGAGUGUUACCAAAACUAUAUUUUAUUUUACCUUUAUUUUUUAAAAUGCAAAUUAGUUUUUUUUCAGCUAUUGAUUACUCUCCAUGGCAACAACUACAUGUUCGAUCUUUGCAUUGUCGAAAGAAAGUCUAAAUGCUAAAACCAAAGCUUGAUAGUUUAACCUAUUCACAAUCCUAUAAUUUAAAACAGUAGAUUCCAGUCAUUAACUCUAUCACAUGUCCUGUUCAGGGCUGCAAGGGUGAAAGAGCAAUGAAAGAGAGGCAGGGUGCGCUCUGGAGAGGUUGCCAGUCUAUCACAGUUCCUUUAUUGUUUUAAGCUUGUAUCCUAAAAAUCAUAUCUACCAACUUGUUUAAAGAAAGGUUCCUUCUUUUCCUAAAUGAAACAGAAAUGAUGCCUCAUGCUGAGACUCCAUAAUAUAUCCCAGAAAUUUAACAGAGAAGCAGAUAUUCAUGUAGCGUCACUUGUUUUGUUUUGUUGAUGCUGCAUUAACCCAGUGACAGGUUGUUUUCUAGUAACAAAUGUUUAUGUGUAUUGAAAGUUUAAAGGGUCUUACAGUCAGGGCUUGAGUGUGAUGAUAACCUUAAAAGUCCUCUCAGACAUCCUCUGAAAUGUUUAUUGUCAUCAUUCUGCUAAUGGACCUGUUUCAAACAGCUUCUGGGGAAGACGUUUUCAUCCAACAGUAGUCAUUUAUUUGUGUAAAGAUGAAGUUUUCAUAGCUCUUUGUUGACUCUGUUUAUUCUCCUGGAGUCAUUGAGAUGGAAUAAAUUGUAGAUUUGAUUGAAGCCAGGCACACAGGGGAGCUGAGGGAGGGACCCAGGCAGACAGAGGGAGAGAGAGGGAGGAGAGGGGAGGGGGCUGGGGUUGAAACCGCAGUUUUUAUAUGUUGUCUGGUUUUAAUUUUGGAAGAGCCAUCAUUCACCAGUUCACUGAGGUGGCAAACCAGAUGAGUGUGGGCUUUAGGGGUGUGUGUUUCUGUGUGUUCUCUACCUGCUGAAACACUUAGAGCUCUGUCCCUGGAAAUACUAAAACUGAUGCCAUCUAGUCAUGUUUUUACAGUUUUCCUUGUUUUUAGGGGAUAAUUAACUGAUUUUCAACCUAUUUUUAAAAACUUGACUCUCAUCAGUAGCAUAAAGAUGACUGUAGUGGUUGUAAUAUGUUUCUCAGAAUGAGCUUGGCCCGUAUGUAACGUUUUCAUGCAAGAAAGGGUAUUUUUUUGUUGUUGUUUUUGUAGCUGGAUAUUUUAGCUUGUCAUGAAACAGACUGAUAUCAAGACCAACAACUUAUCAUGAUUUAGUAAAGCAAAGGAGGCCAAAAAAAAGGUGCCAUCUGUGAUCAUGUCUUUGGGGUUAUUUGCUAUUUCUUAAUCCGCUGGCAGGGACGUAUUAGUCACUAAUAUUGACUGAAUGUAACAGGAAUUGUUGCUUUUUUUUACAUAACUACAUGGCCCAGAUUUUCUGAUGGGUGUUUAAUAGAGCUUGUUGGAAAAAGGCGGCAAAGAAAAGGUUAGCUUUUGUCCACAGGGGGCGCCAUAAUGGACACAGGGCGCAAGUUCUGUAACGAUUAUUUUCAAUUAUAGUUAUGAGAAAUUAGAAUAUACAGCUGUAGCAGCAGUGAGGGGUCAAGCCUGUAGCACUGAUUGUUCACAAAGAUGGAUGACCAAGAUGUGCAAUAACGCAGCAAAAACACCCCUGUGAAGGAUACUUACAUAUUGUACAUUUUGGAGCCAGUCUGUGCAGUAUUAACAUCCGAGCAAAAGUGUAUCCUUAUCACAAGGAAAGAAGACUUAAGGUUAGAUUAAAAUAAAAGAAGAUUUGAAAAGAAAAAAAGUGGUUUAUGAGAUGUAUUUUGUGCCCUCCUUAAGAAGAGUAAGUCUCCUGUUUCCCUCUGCAGACUGUAGUUCUAUCACUACCUGACCAACACGAGACCAUCCUCUCAUCCUUGUAUAACUUUGUUUAAAUAUUUAUAUCGACUUUUGCUCUUUUUGUCUCAUCAAGAAAAGUUCAUCCCAGUCCAUCUGUCCUCGAAUUCCCAUGAACUUAAUGACUGAUGGCCCUCAAAGGCAUUCACAGUUUAUGUUUCUCCACUCACUCUAUUGUGUAUAAUGCAUUUAAAGUGUAAAUCCCUAACUUUGUUGCACCUUCAGACAUUUAUAUUUAUUUUUUUUUUGUUUAUGUGCAGUGCCUUCAACCAUGCAAAGAACUAUGGGAGUCAAGGAAGAUGCAUUCUCCAAAGUCCUGUGAGGUAAGACAGAAAGUGAGAGUAAAAUCUGUGUAUAUGUGUGUGUGUGUGUGUAUGUGUGUGUGUGUAUGAGACGACAGCCUUAGUGGAGGUGUCGUCACUCCUGCAGCUGAAAGAAUCUCUUGUUGGCACCGUGAGGAUUAUUUCUUUUAGCUGUGUACACCAUGAACAGGCAUUACUGUGUGUUUAUGCAAGCUUUAUGUGUGUAUUAUGAAUAACAUGUUUGAGCCCUUGGAUGUAUAUAAAGUAAAAGUGUGUUAUUUUGUGCGUGUGGCCUUAAAUGAUUAUUUGUAAAACCAGUCCGGCUCUGCGGUUUCAGACAGAUUAGUUUUUCAUCACAAUAGCUGAAGCAUGUUACCGGCUGGAUGGCUGACUGGCUGGCUGGUUAGAAACACAGGGUAAUUCACAGCUAUUAGCUAAGCUUGUGUUUACAUUUUGCUGAUCUGCAGCCAUGUGCACAGCAACACACACUCAUCUACACACACACACACAUACAGCCCCCUUGGAGACCAAAGCUCAUGUCCUGCCUGCAAAGAGCCAGUUGGAGUUUACCAAAGGAAACACUUUCCCCUGCACUGUGUGUUUUUUUGCCCUCAUACGCGUGUUUAAACAUUACAUAUUAUUUCCGUUCUGUGUCAGCUGCAAUAAUAACAACCCCCCCUGUUCUGUCUCUCAGAAGCAGACGGAGUGUGUGACCAGCAGGGAGUUUCUGACCUCCCUGAGGUUGUCUCGUCAGGGUGACUGUCCUCCGCCUCAGCGAGCCACCGGCUUCGCUGCAGCCUGUGUGGAGAGCUGCUCAUCAGACCAGCAUUGUCCCUCCCCGAGGAAAUGCUGCGCUAACGGCUGUGGACAUACAUGCCAAGCCCCAGCCAAUCUAUAUAAAGGUAAAGGCAAGUCCCUGGCAACAUGUUAGAGGCUGUUUGCAACAUCUUGUGGGAUUUAAGUCAGGAUGCAGCUGCACAAUAGAUUGCGCUUAAAUUUUUUUGUAACCACAACACCAUAAUUAUCAAAUGAUUUAGUGUGUAAGACCGACUUUAAGUACCUUGUUGUCUUCCAAAAAAGUAGCAUCAUCCAAUACACCAAAGUGACCUGUGUGCCAGUAUGAAAUUCAGAAAGAUGUAGUAUAAUGUUUACGCAGAAGAGCGCACUCAAAGAUCAGCUCAAGUAUAGUUUGGGGAGCUGGCAGUGCAGUGGUAACAGAUGAUACUAGAAGAGCUUCACGUUUGAACAAAAACUGCACAUUGCUGAACAUAACAAAAGUCUUCAUACUGGAUGACAGUCUUGAAUUUUUUUCCCUUUAGUCUCCAAAACAGUCUGCACCGGUUACUGACCCAAUUAUAAAACCAACCCUGUUUAUAAGGUGACUCUCCUUUUCAAGACAAGUUUGCGGGAGAAGACUUCUCAAAGUCUUCUAUCCUCUAUGGACAAUACUCUACAUGGUACUCUAUUUCUUGGCUGUUUUACAGUUGUGUAACGUCUGCUGUGUUACUUUCUUUAAAAAAGGCAUCAGAACUUUCCCCCUUUUGUCCUACUUUUGUGCUACUUCGCUCCGUUCACCAUGUCUCUCUAUAUUUCAUCCUCGCAGUACCGUAGUGGUGAGUGACAUGUGGUCUCCUGAGCGGUACACAUGCUUUAGAGAGAAUUGGCACCACAAACUGCCUUUGCAUCUUAUUUCUAAACCCUGUAUAUGAGACGAUCAGAGAUGUAUUUUAAGAGGUGGAAAAAAACAAGAAAAAGUUUUAUAUUUGGGUCAAUACAGUAUAUUCCAGAUUAUACAAUAUUUAACUUAGAAGAUGAGUCUUAAGUCUAUGAUUGACGAGUGCCUGAGAUAUGAUCUGAUAAAAUGCUGCUCUUUUUUUCUGCCAAAUGACAACAAAGCAGUUUAGUGUAAUAAAGAUUCUUGAAUUGAGGCCCACACAGCAGCUGAUUUAAAGCUCGAUCUUCAGUCUGUGCAGAACGAGAGGAGUGAAAACUGCAGAUGUCUUUGUAGCCACAAUUAGAUGGGCAUGAUAGUUAAAAACUGAUGGAAAAGGUUGUCUAAGAAAUGUUUGCAUAAUUUCAUAAUGUUUUUUAGCAUUUAAACCAAUUUGCAAAUCAAAAAUCGUUGAUCAUGAAUUUCUCAGUGAAUUCUUGGAAUAAGUGACAGAUAAAUAGAAUUUGCUCGAUUUCUUUAAAAUGGUUAUUAAUUUGUCGAAAAGUAAUAAAAGCAAUAAAUUAUAUUUAAAUAUAAUGAAGAUUGAGGUGUCCUGCUUUGUCACUGACAUUUUUAAAAUAUCCAGCCUGUUCAAUUGACAAAAUUUUUCCCAAAAAUUUUUUACUUCAGUAACAAGUUUUGCCGUUCGAUGUUAGGAAAAGCUUUUAAAAAACCUUUGAGAUUAACUUUCCUGAUAUAUUUUCAUUUCUAUUUGCCCUUCCCACCUGUGUGUCCCCAGGUGUUCCUCUGAAGCCUCGCAGAGAGAUGAGCUUUGUGGAGGACUCAGAGGGCCGGGUGAGGGUGGUGUGGGUGUCAAAGUUCAACGUCAGCGUGGAGCCUGUCGUUUACUUGCUCCAGUCCCGCUGGAACAUCGGGAUCCAUCCCAGCGAAGACCAUGCCUCCCCAUGGAGCACUAUUGCCAUGGUAACCAUGAAAACUUUGCCUUAACGGUUCAGAAAGUUUAAAUAUAGAGCCAUAAACAUCUUCACACUGACUUAAGGGUUUGAUGUAGAAGUUUCCGUUUUUCUUUGUUUUAUGAUUUUGUGUUUUCACAUUUAAAAAGGUCAAGUAUGAUCUUGUAAAUGUCAGCCUCCCUGCAUUCGAAGGUGAUAAUAGUUGUCUGGAUGUUGACAAUGGGAAGCUGGCGGCUGGAAGAAAAACAUAUUACAACAUAGCACAUCGCUGUUUCUGUGCAGCUAGCAUUUUUCAGCGAUUGAAGCUCUAAAAAUGGUUCCUGUGCCUUUAAAAGUGGAAAAACGCCACAGAGUUUGCAACAUAUCUUUACCUCAUAACUCUCAAUUUGCCGUGAAUGAUGAAACUUCUCAGCUAUGGAGAUGGAUGUUAGUCUCUGUUUCCACCUCAUCCGUCUGCUGCCUUGCUGUCUAAACCUCUCCACCCCAGCAAGUCUCCCAUUCUGCCAGGGUAAACUGUCUGUAUGAGUGUGUGUGUAAGUGAGUAAGUGUGUGUAUGUGUGUGAGCACUGUACGACUGUGUGUGUGUGAGCCUGUGUGAGGUUAGAUAAAUAAGCAGAGCUUAAAAAGGAACCACAGGCAGCCACAGUCGUUCCACCGGCUGAGUCUGAAUGACUGAACGCUCAUUAUAGACUUAAAUAGAUGGCAGCUUGUGUCUGUGAGUGUGUGUCUCUCCGAGCGUGUGUGUGUCUGUGUGGAUGAGUAGAUUUUAAGCCGUGAUUACAUUUUCACUGUCAAGGAAACAAAACAUGUGAAUCCUCAGGAAUUUGAACCGUAAUUUUUGCAAAUCAUUUAAUUUGACUAUUAUCAGAUGAAAUUCCAGUCCCACUCUGCUCAUCUGAAUUUCCAUCAUGUUAACGUCUGUAAGCUUAAUGUCUGGAAGAACAAGAGGCUUUCUGUUAUGUUUUGAAAGGUGAUACAGUGAAAGUCCAAGUGUUCUCAAAAUAUGUUUGGAAUGAAUCAAGUGUUUAAUCUCACAGUAUGAACUAUCACUGAAACAGGGAUCUCUGUUUAUGACAUGAAAUGACAAACAGAAAGUUAAAUUUGAGACUGAGCAGCAGCCGUUUUGCCCAAAGACAGUGAACUCACUGAAACAGGUGCAAUAGGUUUGUCCAAAGAUAACAAAAUUUCCCUCUUUCACUCCAGAGCCCUGAUCAAACCCAUUACAUCCUAUCUGCUUUGUCUGCUUUGUCUCAAAGACACUUCCAAGAGUUUUUCUGGUACAAUUAUGUUUUAACCAAGCUAACUUAAUGAGAUAUUACAAUCUAGCCUUGGAGGAAACAGUAAGCAUAUCUUCUGACUGUGUUCGACAAAAAGCCAUCGAGCUCUGUUCUGCUUGUUUCAGUCUUGCCAAUCAGAUGUGAGCCGUAGCCAGAACAGAUGGUUCAUGGUCUCAUUCCUAUUUGUAGGUCACAAGGAGGCAUCAACGUGAAUUUUAGUCUAUUUCACAACCAGCCAAAAACUUCUUACAGGCGCAUUAAGUUAAACCACUGGAGAUUUGCAUAAGGAGAUUAUUUAGGGGUGUUACAUAAUUAAAAAAAAAACAUCUGAUUUUAUUUUGCUAGAUGAAAAACAAAUUGAAAAGCAUUGGAUAAAAGUUACAGAAGACAAGAACGGUCAUGAAUUUUCCUUUUUUUUUUCUUUUUUUUUAUCUCAACAUAACAAAGAUCAUUUUGUCAUGAUAACAAGUUAAUUAAUAAUGUGUUGCUGUUGUUGUCUGAUUCAUGUAUGGCAGUUCAGUGUUCCUACACUGAAAGUGUAAUGCGUUAAGUCGAGCAUGCCAUCACUGUUUUCAUUGAAAAUCCCGGCUUGCUGUCGACAAUGGUGGCUGCAGCGUUACAGAAAUAUCCCAUUUUAAAAGUUACUGUUUUAAGUCAGCACUAUUUCCAUCAUCACGAGAAAAUGAUCUGUUGAGAUUAUGAAAAAAAAAAUCAUUAUAACAAGUAAAGGAACUUUGUCUAAUCGAGAUAAGGAGAAAAUAAGACGUUAUUACGAGAUAACAGUGCAUAAAAAAAGAAAAAUCCAUGGCUGUUCUCGUCUUCCGUAAAAAGUCUUGCAAAAAAAGAGUCUUAUUUCUGUUAUUUUUGCGUGUGUUUGUGUUUUCAGACGCUCUCUGAACACAUGGUUCUGUCAGAUUUGAGGUCUCAGCGCUGGUACCAGUUCAGAGUAGCGGCCAUCAACAGCCACGGCAGCAGAGGCUUCACCACGCCCAGCAGACACCACAUCUCCAGUAAAGGUAGUCCAGUCUGAACACACACUGUUAUUUUCUUUGCAGAAUGUCCCAAAAGGAGAGAUGAUUCCUCUUGGAUGUUUCUGUAACCUUUCGGUGUAUUUUAAUAUCCUGUGAGGAGACACUGAACACAACACACAGCCCUGCUCUCCAUUUGUGUCAUUUUAGGAGAGGUAUUACACCUCUCUGAGGAAACCUUUGAAACUUUACAUUUACCUUCCCUGUUCUUUCUCUCUUUUCACUCAGAGUUGAUGGAUAAGGUACACGCAGCAGGGAAACUAUCAGGCAGUCCAUAAAACACAGACAGGAAACAGAAAAUACACACAACUGAAUGUGCGCUUUGUUUUCACACAUACAGUACAGACACAUACACAAAAUCACAACGCACACGAGUCAGCUGGUGUAGAGCCAGGUUAAAAUCCCCGGACAGUGAAAGAGGGUGAGAGUAAGAGUACGACACCUCCUAUAGACACACAGAAACACACACUCAAGCACACACACUGUAGGGGUUCCUAGCUUUAAUACUUAGCAGACUGAGGUCAUAUUGGUGUUGCGCCAGGAUUGGCUGGUGAUAUGAAUCCCCUGCAGGGAUUGGCUCAAGCGUGUUUGCAUGUGAAUAAUGACUUCAGGUUGGACUGAGCUUUGGAAAAGAUUCUUUAUCAAUCGAAGACUUAUGGAAGAUUACGAGGAGGUGCCUGAGAUAUCAUUUUCCACUGCCUUUAACGUAAAAUGGUACACUUCUGCAUGCCUCCAAAAAUGGUAAAGAACUUGAGCUCAGGCAGACUGAAACUUUCCUUCAAACUCUUUGGGGUGCGCGAACUUUUAGGAGAUUGUACUAUUCUCCUUUUUCUUAAAGGGAUAUUCCGGCGUAAAAUUAAUUUAGGGUCAAACACACCGUUAGACACCCCCUCGAGAGAGAUGAAUGGUGCCGACCCCUUGCUUCUCUAGUUAUACCAACUUUAGUAAUGACCACGCGAUAGCAAUACACAGCGGUCUGAGGAGCCAUAAACAAAUGUCAACCAAAACGCCACUCUAUAGCCCAAAUAAUGCUCAGAACAGCACCUAACUUCAUCAACAGUACAUAUAGGGUCCCAGCAGCCACCAAACAUCUUUUUAGCUUUGCCUGAUUUCAUACGCAAAGAGACUAAACACAACUCACCAACUCUCUUCCAGCAGCUGCUUGUUUGUAGCGAGACUUCGACCAGUCCAUCAUCAACUGAGGCGGGGGGACGCAGCUCAAGGAAGAACAUUUAUGAUCAUUACUUCACGGAAAUGCAAUCAGAUCGAGACGCUAAGGCAGAAGAACUACCUCGUCUGCAGUGCAAAAUGAUUAAUAUGAUAACAAUUACUUCAAGGAAAUGAUAAAGAAAUGAUCAUAAAUGUUCUUCCUUGAGCUGCGUCACCCCGCCUCAAUCUAUGAUGGACUGGUCAAGGUCUCGCUACAAACAAACAGCUGCUGGAAGAGAGUGGGUGAGUUGUGUUUAGUCUUUUUGCGUAUGAAAUCAGGCAAAGCUAUAAAGAUGUUUGGUGGCUAGUUCUAUGGUUGGGACCCUAUAUGUACCGUUGAUGAAGUUAGGUGCUGUUCUGAGCAUUAUUUGUGGCUAUAGAGUGGUGUUUUGGUUGAGGUUUGUGUAUGGCUCCUUAGACCGCUGUGUAGACCGGCAGCAUUCGUCUCUUGAGGGGGUGUCUAACUCGGUGUUACGGUGUGUUUGACCCUAAAUUAAUUUUACGCCGGAAUAUCCCUUUGAAAAGUGAAGAUGAAAAGAUAGAUACUUUUUAUUGUUUUAGUUUGUUCUCUACAUAUUAUGUGCACAAGAAUGUAGAAGCUGGUGUUAUCUGUUAUAUUGCCUUGUUGUUGAAAAACUGAAAAACCACAAAUGAGAGGAAACAAUUAAGUUAAUUUCAACCAAGUAAAAGGCUAAAUAAGAAAAACAUCCUUGCAGCAAACAUGUUCAAAGUUAACAACAACAAUGGACAGCAAAAGGACAACACUUCUUAAAAACUGUCCAUGUUAUAUUGUUGAUGCUCUUGUACAGUACGUUCAGGAAGUGAGCAUUUUCGUUGAUUUAAUGAUUAAAAGUCAUCACCCUCACUUGUCAGCACCAGAAUUACCAGCCUGUGAAUCAAACUACUCCAGCAUUUCAGGUCAACAUUGAUAAAGCUUAUCAUAUGUUAUUGUCUUGCUUACAGUGCAGCCACACAUCACUAACUGUACUUUAGCUUGGUUAAUGGCUGCUGUCAUAACUCUACAAUGCUCUACUGUUGAGAUGUAAAAACAAGCUCAGAUACAAACAGCCUUAAAAUGGAGAUAAAGUUGUGUAGUUAGAAUGAGUAAGAACAGGCAUGUGUGUAAAUCUGCAGGGUGGACUGAAGGCUGGUGUUGCUUUGAUAGAUUGAUAUGAUAUGUUUGAUCGACACAGUGUGAGUGCAGCCUACUUGUAUGUAUUUAAGAGGCCAGGGUCAAAGGUUAAAGACACACACUUUAGCAUUAUAAAUACCAUCUGAUCCAAGUCAGGGGCUUGUGUUUCCAGUUCAUUAGUGUGAUUAGUCAGGGGCUGGAGGUCAUGGGUCACAAAUCAGGAAACUGGCAGAUCUCAGGAUGGUUGAAGUUCCUUCACUGUGACCCGAUGCGAACCAAAGAGAAUCUGGAUUUGAGAAACUGCUUUUUUUCUGUCCAUUCAGAUGUCAAGGUUUCACUGAACCUGCCAGCUGUGAUUAGAAGGGAACAUCUAGAUCAAAAAACUCAUCUUGAUGUCUUUAUCUUCUGCAACAAUGGGCUGAAAUCAGCUGAUUGAGGGAGCCACACAGAGUGAAAAACGCCUCGGAGAAAAACACAUGUUUUGGUUCUGAUGUGGAAAUCACUGCUGGCAGAGAGAGACCUCCUGCUUCCUAAGAGAAAAACACACUCACACACACAUAUGCUCACACAAACAGACCAGGUCCUGCAGUCCUAAUAUGCUGCCCUCACUUUGAUCUCUGCAUUAGGGUCAGCCAUGCACAGUUCUGGGUCUGUGGGAGGCCUACCAUGGGGAAUGUAGUUCUAAUCAGCAACAUUUUGUAGUUUUAAUGAAAACAGGAUUGGAGUUCGUGGUUCUAAUGAGAUGCAGAGCCAUGUGUCGAAAGAACAGCGAACUGGAGAUAUAAUCUUGAGACAAACAGCUGCUCAGUGGUGAUCACUUCAGAUCUGUGUUGUGGUAGCGAGUGAAAAUGGAGGCCUCAAGCUUCACCAGGACUUCUCACUGUUAACUGACUAUGUAGAUUUCAACAUAACCCAGAGGCCUGCCUAUUUUUGCUCCAUAGAGCCUCAAAAAAUGAAGGUCUUAAUCUUUAAUGAAACCCAGGGAUGUUUUAUCAUCUUCAUCUUUGAAUUUGAAGCCAAUCUCCACCAUUUCUCUUUCUCUGUCCAGACCCCUCACCUCCAGAACCUCCGAUAAAUAUCAGAGUGAGCAACCAGACUCAACACUGGACAGCUUUACGUCAAGGGACUCAGCUCACAGAGAGGUAAUAGAUUAAAAAAAAAGUUGAAUAAAUCGCUGAAUUUCUUUGCUAUUCUCCUCGCUGGGUAAUUUCCAUGGCCUUAGCGGGAUGUCGUUGUAUGCAAUCAGUCAUAAAACGUGGUCAUGUGGAGAGUCGUCGCCUGUCUGAUGAAAAUUACAGCUCAUCUUUAUUCAAUCACAUCUUACAGCUUCUUUUCUAUUUGUGUACGGUAAUGCUUAACAAGGGCGUAGAAAGUUCAGUACAUGUCUUGGAUCAACUCUCGUGUUUGGAUAAAUCAUCUAAUAACAGAGAUGAGGAUUUAAACAGUAGCUUCUGCUCAGCAUGAUGAGAAAUAGUCACGGGCUAUACAUGGACAAACUGAAGGAUAGCGAGUUUUGACAUGUGAGUAUAUCAUCGUUUUAACCGCCACUAAGUUCAGCUCGUUCAAAAACAUUUACGUCUUAACUCAAUAUAUGAGGAAGUACUUGUUCUUUCUACUGCCCAUUACCCUUAAUUUGUUUACAUCCUUGUUGUGAUGUCAUUUGACUGGUUGAUCUCUCCGCUCAGGUCGAGAGGAAGUGGGGUCGCAGUGGCCGUCUUAAUAAGCUGGGACUCCCCCAGAGAAGGAGACCUGCCGGUCCACAACUACAGAGUCACCUGGAUGCCACGACACACGCAGACGACGCACAGACACACGCACAGGCUGAACGCAGACGCACAUACAGUUCACAAUAACAUGCACACGCGCCUGAUACAGUCGCACACAGCAGAGCAGGAUAAAAAGGAGAGCAACACCAGAGUCACUCAGGGGGUGAGGAGACAUUUCUUUGACUUUGUUUCACCAAAAAAGACAUUUCUGAUUAACCCCCUUUUUUUUGUUUUUUUACACAUUAUCUCCCCUCAACAUUUUUCUCUUACUGAAAGUUUUGCAGCGGAUCACGACACGACUUCAGGCUGAGAUAAGAACUGAGCAAAAAUCCUCCACUUUUAGACCCUCCUAUAGGACUGGAGCUAAAGAUUUUAUACACCACAACAGAAUCGAAUGCUGCACCUGAGAGAUUUUACUACAUCUGUAAAACCGUUCACCACUCACACGUGCUCAUUCCUUGCGGUGUCCUGGUUCGGAUUAUUUCUGUGGUUUUACAGACCGCCGCAGAGCUCAAACUGAACAGGUUCUGUAAACAGCUUCUGUUUGUGAGGAAAAACCAAAGAAACUCAUUUUAAAUGAUCGUACAAACCAAGGAAUCAAAAGUCAAUUUGGAUUUGAACUCUUUUGAACCCUUACCCAUAAGACUUAAAGGUUUUGUCACUCAUAGGAUUAGAUAAACUUCAGUAAAGAAAGAAACAGGCGCUUGCAUCUCCCAUAUUCAGACUUUCUUGCCCCUUAAAGUUUUGAAUAUAUUUCAGGAUUUCUUGAUGUGGUUUUGUAAUCUCACGCGCUGAUUUAUCUUAGCAUUUGCAAACCCUCAGAUCUGGUUUUGACGCACUCACCCUAAAAAUCACUGUACGGCACGCGCUCCCUUUACAUGUGUAUAUUCAUGCAUGUGUUCCUCAUGGAUUCCCAGACAGACAUACCAUUAUCUUCAUGGGACAUAACUUUGUUAGAGUGCUGUGACAACAUGCAGGCUUUACAGCGGUAAAAUAACAGGACAACUUAGCCGUGUAGAUUGACUGACAACAGAGAGAGAAAAGUGGUUUUCCUGCGUUUGGAUAAUGUGUUUGACUCGAGCUUAAACUGACUAGAUGUCAGUCACUACAGUAGGAAGAUAUAAGUAAAGAGCAUUCCAGUCAUAAUAGAAGUAAAGCAUAAAAAGUGUGCAAUGGCAGAGUUCAUGAGAAGUUAUUUUAUAAAGUAAUAAAGCGAAGUUUAAGAUGUAACUGUGAAGAAACACACAAAGAUCUCAUGCUUUAUUUUUGAAAUUAUAUUUAAUGCUGCAAAAACAGUUCAAGUUGAUAUUUCUAUGAUUGCAGGUUUGAUGGUGAUGUUAUUUACAAUGCAAAUAAGUCCAGUCAGCAGUGCCAAAAUACCUGUAAUCACAGCAAACAUUGCAGAUAUUACAGUUUAGACACAGCAGUCAUGAUCGCCUGUAAUUUUUUCUUCAGGUGUCUUUGAAGGGGAUCCUUCAGCUUUAGAUCCACUUAAACGUUCGUCUCUAAAGUGGGCAUUCACUUCAAAAGCAGAGACAAAGCAAUUAAAAACACGAACAUCAAGAGUUUAGAAGCUUUAAUGCCGGCACGCUCAUAUGGACUCGGCUAUCCUGAGUGAAGCAGUGAUGGCGAUCCCAGACUGAGCCUGGCGGAGCCAUUUAUCUGUAGUCUGCUCCUCUGUUCUGCUCGGUUUGGAGGCCUGGAAUUUAAAUGAGGCCCCCUAACUAGUGUUACCGACUUACAGCUGUAUCUAAACACGCUCAAAGAUGGCCGCAUCACAUCAGGUAGGCAGGGGCGACAAAAGCCUGCCUGUGCUCUGUAGAAUAGAUUUCAUAUCAUGUACAGCACUUACAUUUUAUUGCUCUUCAUUAGCACAAGAUAAUACAUUCCCUGAAUGUGUAUUAAAGUAAUAUCCUGUGUAUUAGAAAUGUAUGAAGCCUAGAGGGAUGAGGUAUAAAAUCCGGAGUGGGAAAGUGAUAUUGGAGGAAGUAUUCAAACAUGGAAAAACCUCUGCUGAAUCUGUGCUUUUAAAUUUACAUCAGCCUCUUAUAUAUAAUGUCCACUGACAUUAUGCACCAAAAUAGGAUUCCAGGCUUCCCCUGCUGUCUCUGUUUCAUAAAUACACACACUUACACACUACACACACACAUAUACAUUUAUAGCCAUACAAGCCAUAUGUUUUGUCUAUCUCGUGCAUAAUGGAAAUAUCUUAACUCCUGUUCAGGGACUUUGUCUGCGAGUCACUAAAACUGCUUUUAACCUGCAUUUGUCUCACUCUGUCUUCAAUGUACACACAAAAAGCCACACACACACACACACACAUGCGUGUAUACAGAGAGUUAUCAUCCAAGCAUCUCUUUGUUGUGACUAGCUCGAACCCGGCAGACAGACAGAGUUAAUUGACUAAGAGGAUGUUGAUGAGCUGUCAGUCAAACAGCAGGCUAAUGCAGAACAGCUCUGGCCUGUCAGUCACAGAGCAGGGCGCUCACGUCGCUGCGGUUUAUAAUGAUGAGGGGCUGCGAUGACAGUGAGGAUGAUGAAAACGGUGGCAAGGAUUUUUCUGUCUUUUGUGGUGACUUUUUUUAACAUCAUUCCUGGAGGACGUCUGUCAUAUUUCAGCUGGUUUAUGUGAAUUAAAAACGACUGAGAUGAAAUUUCUCAUGUUUCCUUUUAUUCGUGUCUUACAGGCCCAGUGUGAGAUGUGGCUGCAGGGUCUGCUGCCUUCCACUUCCUACAUCCUGUCUGUGCAGACGGUGGCCUACUGGGGUCAGAAGAGGCUGAAAAGUCCCAGAGCACAAAUUAUCUUCACCACAAUAACUCAUGCAGGUAAACAGACAAAGUAUCUUCCCGGUGGGGUUGGAUGGUUAAGACUCACCACUAACAAUUGACUGAUAUGCCGAAGUGUCAUAGGGCAAAAUACAGAAUCCCAUAAUGCUCCUGUUUGAUCAGAUUCAGAUUCAGACAACUUUAUUUAUACCCUAAGGGCAAUUCCAUUCACAGUUACCCUUCCGUUUGAUCCAUCCAAACACACAGAUCAGCAGACAAACAAACCAGACAAGUGCAAGACAUUAAUAGAUGCCAGUAGACAAACACAUUCCCUUGUCGGUACUCACAGAUCAGCAGGAUCAGCAAUAAAUAGCUAAAUAAGCACAAUAAGCAGUCAAGUUCCACAGAGCAAUGGUUAAAAUACAAUAAGAUCCACAAGUAUGAGACACAAGAUAAGAAAUAAAACACUCCUGAGGCUCCAGUUCCGCUCAGGCCACAUAUGACCAUCAGCCUACUUCCUGGCAUUUAAAAGCCUGAUGGCUGAGGGGAUGAAAGAGUUUGAGUAUCUGUUCGUUUUCCCUGGGGGUGCAUAGUAGCGCUACCCAGAAGGCAUAAGAAGAAAGCCAUCAGCCAUAGAUGUAUGUGAAUGUGAGUGUGUGAAUGUGAUGUGUAAUGUUUAAGGGUUAGGGUGACUUUACACAUGCUCCAUGAACAGAGUAUAAAGUUACUUUGGGGUAAAUAGCUUAUAGGAAGGACAUCGAACUUGGGUAGAUUUUGUUCUCUCGUUCACGGGGGAGUAAAAAGUAGAGAGUCUAAAAAUAAACAGCUCAGCAGAGAAGGGAUUCUCUGUUAAGCAGUGUAAACUAUAGCUGUAAUGUUUGUGUUGCAGUGAUUCAGCCUUAACGACACCUAAGGACUUCCCCAAGCAGCCCUUCUCCAAAUAGAGAUUCACCGAAGUUCACAUUUCUAAACAUUUCAUUACCCUGUCAGGCCAUCCAUAAAUACUCUAAAUACAGUCCACAGCACCUUCUUUUUCACAGUCAUACAAAUGGUUUUUCCUCUUUUUUUUUUAAUGCAAAGCUGUUGGAUUUGCUGACUGUCAGCAAAUUUAGUCUCCCAACAGCUGCACUGUUAAAACUCACUCAUACAGCGGAGAGUGACGAUGGUAAUGGUUGUCCAGGCAACAGAGGUAUUUAUGGGCGACCUGUUGGUCAGCCCAGCAGAGGAUUACAGCCAGCUGUGGCUCAAUUAUCACACGACAUACCAAUAGUUUUAUAUGGAACAUGUUGCCACCUGUAAUUUAGCUGUAUUAAUAUUUGAAACAGUCCAUGCAUCGGCCUGGUUUCUCUCAAAGCUUGUGAAGGUCAGCCAGGCCAGAUAAAGCCAAUUAAUUCUUCAGAGCGAAUGAAUUAAAGAGAAAGCUAGCUGACGGCUGCAACCAAGUCAGCAGUUUACAAUAUUCCUGGCACAAAAUCAUACAUGUGUUAAUAACAUCCUGCCAUUCAUACGUGUAUGCAAACUCAGGUGCUGGUUUAUUAGUUUUACCUAGAAGAAAUAAGGCACCUUUAAAAAGUGGUCCUGCAAUAAAUCCUCCCUGCAUGAGUAUAAUAAUGUCUACAUUAUUCAAAGAGCGUAAGAGAGAUGUUAAUUAGUGUAUACAAACAGAUUUGGGGGCUUCAUUUCGCUUACAGGUGUUUCUGUAGAUGGUAAAUAUGAAAUAACACCUGGCAGUACGACGCUGCAUAAUGAGAAAGCACAAGAAACCGCUGCCUCUGAAGUAAACAUAGGUUUGCUUACCUUCAUGAAAGAGGAUUCAUUAUAAUACCGUUUUAGUCAGGUGAACUGUAUUAAGUGGCUGCCAUGUAUGUGCGAUGUGCUUAACUUGUGUAAUCCUAUCAGUUUAAUGUAUUACAGUCAUUAGUUGUAUUACUGAAGCUUAAUGGAGAGCAACAAAAAACUGGAGUGGUUCAGAACCUCCUGCUUUAAAACUCAUGUAAAAACAUACCUGUUAUGACCACGUUCAUUUCUCUUAAUGCCAUAAUGAAAAUGUGCAGCAAACACAGACGUUUUUCAGACUUCUUUUCUUCUUCACCCUAGGCGAAGACUUCUCCAACGAGCUCCCUUCCUCUUCGUCCUCAUCAUCCCUCCCCUCCUCUCCUUCUCUCUCAUCCUCCUCCUCCUCCUCCUCCGCAUCCCCUUCUUCCUCUGACAUCCCUGACUCACCCUCUCUGUCUCACCCUGAUUCCCCCCUGAACCCUUCCACCUCCGGGAGUCUGCGCCUGGAGGUCGCUGCCCCUCACUACCACGAUGAUCAGCUGCAGGUGAAGGUGUUCUGGAAGUUGCCUUUUCAUGGUGAGUAAUUGAAAACACAAAACUACUCAACAGUAAGCCCCAAAAAUACAUGUGUGUGUAUGGGGUUCUAGUCCAAACUGUGGCCCCUUUUUUCAUAUGUCGCCCCCUACCCUCUGUGUUCGCCAGCUGCUCUAUCCACUGCUCCAUCCUCCCUGAACAAAAGCCUAAAAGAUCAAAAUUACAGCGUAAAAAAAGAAGCACCAGAAAACCUUUUUGGUCUGACUUGGCCACUUUUUGUUUACAUACCAAAGAAUUUCAAAAUGCAGGAAAAUGUUUUAAUCCAACCUAAUCCAGCCAAAAAAUAUCUUCCAAAGAGUCCACUGAGUUUCAAAAGAGAGAACUGGACGUUCACACUGCUCUCUCAUUUCCAUGUUUUUAGAAUUGUUUUUUCAGCAUUUUGACCAGAAAGAAAAUCUUGGUAGAGUGGUGCGUUUAUUUUUGCUUUGACUUGAGUUUGGAAGAAAGUGAGCGCAGUUUACUGUCUUUUCUAAUUAAAGAUAAUUAAAUCAUUGGUUCACCAGCUGCAGUUAUGCAAGAAAAAAAGUGACUGUACAAAACAUCCCUCUGGUCAUCAUUUUUUCUGAUAGCGUUCGUUCAGUCUUUGACUCUUCUGUUUUGUUUGUUGUUUUAUUGUACAGGCAGACAGAGACACCCCGGUCCGUACAUUUUGCAGUGGCAUCCUCAUACCUGCAGCACCAACACUACAAGCACAGAGAGAACAACAACUGUGCAGGUACAAAUACCCAGACUGGGUCCCUUUGUGUCUUUUAAAAGCGGUUUCAAUGUUUUUAUACCAGCUUUAAUGUUUUUUUUGUGUUUUAAAGAUCAGAUUCUCUGUGUUGAACUUUAUCUGACUAACAUCACUUUAUCUGUAAAGUGACCUUAAGUGCUGAGAAAACCAUAAAUAAAAAUUUAUUAUCAUUAUUAACCACAACUCUGCCAAAUCAUUUACUGAAACUUUAACAUCUCUGCACCUGUGUGUCUGUUGCGUACACAGACAUAUAAGAUAUUUUGACCGACAUGGGAAAGUGAGGUGCAGACUCAGCUAAGCGAUCGCUGCUAACCAUUAAAUGUGAGUUUAAAUAAGCAGAACUAAAUCUGCUUUAAAUACAAAAACACUAGAAAAACAAAAGAAUGGAGUGAACUGUUUCUGUGCACUUGAUAUUUUCUCAGAGCACUUUACAUAGCAGGAAUCUGACUCAUCAACAUUACAUCUUCACUCACUUUUAUCCCUGUGCUUACCUCUCAGCUGGAAUGAUCACACACUCGGCGGGUUGUUAAUGUGAAAGUUCUGGGUGUAAUUUGUGAGGUUCACAGACAUUUCUGAGUUUAGUCUCUUGUUUGCCGUUCUUCUCUGUCUAAAUCCUCAAGCUGUGCUGUUGGUUUUAAGACAGAGCUAACCACCUGCUUAAUGAGACAGGCUCUGAAACAAAAACAAAAUAGGAAUAAGCCUUUUUAACACUCCACCUCCUCUCUCUCUCACCAGGGCACCCAUCACAUCAUCACAGGCCUGCUUUUUGCCUGCAAGUACCGCAUCGCCGUAGCAAUGAAGUCAGACCCUGGGUCAGAGGCGGUUGCCUGGGUAACGACCCCUACUUGCUCCUCCAUCAGGGCCAGAGGAGGCAGAGCUUUGCCUUGCAAUUCUGACAGUAAAAGUAAGUGACACAAACUACGCCUUCAUGAUAUGGAGAAAAUGUGCAGUGUGUGAUCGCAUUGUUCAACAUGGCAACAAUUACAUAAAGAAAGAAAUCCAAAAUAAGGUUUUCUUACAUCACUAAAUUGGCACCAGACACACACACCUCCAUAAAUCCUGAAUCCCCAUGAUGUCUUCUCUUGAAAAAUGAUUUCCCUUUGUUUCCAUCUUCGUUUGGGAACAUUCAGACCCAAACACACAGGAUAAACAAUGAGUGAUCACUUGCUUGUUCAUGGAAAUGUUAUUAAUUACCACUCAGUUCCACUCAUCCUGCCAAAUGUCUUUUCCCAAAUAAUUUCCAUCAGUUAUGAAAAAGUUAAUCAUAAUAAGUUGUCAUAAAAAUCUACAGGGGGAUAACAUGAAAAAGUGUUUGGUCAGAAGUGAGUGAAAUGUUUGGCCUUCUUGGUGUCAGGGCGCCCCCCCUCAGGCAGAAAAGUGGUACUGCGUCCAGAACGACUCACUGCAGACUUCCAACAAGUCAAUGGCACCCUGCUCAUGACUCUUCGCUGGAGGAUGUCCCAGAACCCACUGGACCAGGCAGCUGUGGAGGGUUUCCAAUUUACCUGGACGUUGCAAUCAGAGGUUACCACGGCAACAGAAAAACAGGAAGACGUGCUUAUCUCCCAGACGCAGACAAUUGCACCGGUGAGAAACAAUGAGUGGUUUACAGUUACAGCACUGAACUGUUCCAGCGAAAUACUUGAGAAAUAUGAGGAGGAUAUAGAGGGUGUGUGUGUGUGUGUGUGUGUGUGUGUGUGUGUGUGUGUGUUUGCAUUUUCAAUAGGGAUGAUGAGUCAGUAAGUCUUUUUAGGACAAGUUCCCUUUUUCUUUUUUCAACUCAUACAAAACUCUUACAAACAUAUACGAAGGAUCAAGCUGAAAAAACGUUGAAAUGUUUUGCUGAGACAAUAGACCUUGUAAUAGUUUAUAUUAGUUAAGAGGAAAAUGCUGAAGUGGGAAGGAAGCGAGGUCCAGAGAUACUUUGUUUUUCAGGAAUUACAUCGAAUUACACUUGGACUGAAAGUUGCAAUAGGCCCACAGGUUACACAAGAGUUGUAUCUUCAAAUUAUGGAUGAUUGCUCUCUUCAGCUCAGCCUGUCUAAGCCUGAAGUGUUUACAAACUACAGCUCAUAGUCCACUCUAUUUAGGGGACUAUAACAUAAAAUUAUAGGUUGCUGUAUCAGCAUCUGCAUGUUACAGGGUAUAUUAAGUCUAGUAAAAAACAAAGGUAUAAAUAUAUAACCACUGAUUCGAUUUGAUUCUAGUUAUUUUGAAUUUGAAAGAGAAAGUAAUUAAAAACAAAAUAACGAAAAUAAAAAAAUAUAUAUACAGCAUAUACAUUCAAAAAGGAGUGGGAAGAAGUAAUACCUCUUCUCCUUAAAUAACUUGUAACAAUCUUUGGCCUUACUGGCCUGUCUAGACACUCAUGCUGUAGUCACCACUAGAUUAAUUAUACACUUAUGGAGACUCUCUAUCCAUACACAUAUAUACAUACAAAUACAUAAAUUUAUGCACAACACAGUAAACCCCUUAACACAAAGUGCUACCAACAACUCCCUCAUCCCUGUUGCUCUUGAAAAUAGUGUCUUUAUACUUCAUUUUAAACUGCUGCAAGUUUGGACAAUGCCUUAACUCUGUUGUGAACUUGUUCCAAAUUCUCUCCCCGCUGACUGAAACACAAAAACUUUUCCUGUUUGUACGAAAUAUUUUUAAAUUAUAGUUACUCUCUCCCCUUAAAUUGUAGAUCCCCUCAUGAAUACUGAAUAAUUCCUGGAUAUCUCUUGGUAAUAGAUUAUUUUUGGCUUUGAACAUUAUUUGAGCUGUUUGAUAGUCCACAAUGUCUGUAAAUUUUAGCAGUUUGGAUUGUAGGAGUAAUAAAUUUGUUUGUUCUUGAGAGACGGCGUUGUGAAUUUUCCGUCUUGCUCUUUUUUGGACGAUGGUUAGUGGCUGUAGUGAUGUUUUAUAAUUGUUGCCCCAAACCUCUGCACAGUAAUUAAAGUAUGGUGAGACAAGAGAACAGUACAGAGUGCACAUUGAAUUCUUUCGUUUUCAAUAAAUGGUUUGUGUUCCUCAUUCAUGCUGUCAAAAUGCGUAUCUGAUAGUGUAUCUGUGGACUCGCUCUGCUUCCCCCUCCACAGUCUCAGCGGAUGGUGACAGUUCCUGCUCUUCAGCCUGACAGUGUUUACCAGCUGCAGCUUCAGGUUUUAACUGCAGGGGGCAACAGGGGCGCUUCGGUCUCCAAGACUAUCCACACUCCAGCAAUCAAUGCUACACUUUAACAGGUAAUACUGGCGUCUUUGUGAUGCACUGCAUUUUUGUGUCGCUUAAUGAAACUAACACACAGUCUUAUAUUGCUCAUUUCUUCUAGGCCUCGUCCUCACAGUCGUCCCCAUCCACUGCACCACGUCCAUCUGAUUCAGCCACUUCUGCUCAGUGUCAUCACAGUACAAGUGCAAAAAAUAAGACUAAAUAAAGACAUUUUCUUUCACUGACUUCAGGCACUAUCUCAUAUGUAAAAUAGUUCCCACUCUAAAGUGUUCCCUGUAACUUCAUCACUUUUUAAACAAGAAGUUAUGAUCAUGCUGUAACAGGAAACAGCAGUGAUCAUUUAUAUUUUCAGUCAUUUAUCUGCCAUCUGAUCCAAAGCUAACAACAUGAGCACAACUUGUGUUUUUUCUAAGAACCUUUAAAAGGAGAGGACUGCAUUCCCACAUGGAGCCAGUUUCACAAAAUUAUCUCUGAAAGUCUUGGCAGUACAAGGAGCACCUUGGAGCUGUGUUUAUAACUAUUUUUUAAAAGUCAAUCUCCAGAAUUUUUUAAAUAACUUUUGGAUCAAGAAUUUGUGCAACAACAGAGCAUUACUGCAAAACACGCAUGUACCUCUUUGAACAGCUGUACUCUGUUCAUAUUUGGUGUAAAGAUGAGACAAAUCAGGUCCUUGUCUAAUCACUUGGAUCCUAAGAGGUAAGCAAUAAAUGUAAAGAGGCUUUAACACACCUGUUUUUGCAUUGUGGAGGUUUAGUAUACUGUAGCACUGACCUUAUAUACAAAUAGAAAUGAAAAGCUUUGUUCACUUUUGUGUUGUCCUUGAACCUGAUGGGUCUGAGUCGGUGUACUGGAGCCUUGAAGAAAGUUCUGAUGUGUUUUGACAUGUUGUUCAUAUGUGAUAAAAAAACGAAGACAAUGUUUAUAAAUUACCCUGUUUAUACAUCUUGUGUCACAUUAAUUUACAUGAGGUACUCCCACUAUACUUAAAUGUUUGUGACAUUUUUCUACAGUUUACAGAGUCUAGCUUUAGCUAUGGUAGAUGUCAUUGUAUUAUAAAAGUCACAGCAUUAGCCUGAUUUUAAAAGGUUUGAACCCCUUGUGUGAAGUGACCAGAAAUAACCAUUGUACUAUCCAAUAUGUAACUUUUUAAUAUUAUAAUGUUGAUAAUUUUGUACGUAAUUCUUUUCUCUUUUUGACUGAUAGUUUUAUUUAUUGCUUUUCUUAGUUUUUUUUGUUUGUUUGUUUUAUAAAUAAAGAUCACCAUGAUACAGUG